AUUGGAACUAAACAGGAAAAAUUUUAUUGGCACUAAACUACCCUUUUGGAGUUCAGCAGUAAACCAGGAAUCUCUGAAAAUCAAGGUAAUGACACACUUUAGAAAAGAAAGAGUUGGCUAUUUGGUUGUUUGUUCCAGCUUACCUAUUGUUAGUUCUACAUAAUGUCUGGAUUAGUGAUAUUUAUGCAGUAUCAGGAGGCACUACCACUCUAAAAUGAGUUAAGUUUAUACUAUCCCUGAGGAAGUCAUACCUUGACAAAACGCGUUGGAUUCAUAUAGACUUUUACUUCCAGGUUUAUUCAUGUUUUAUUAUUAUAUACCACUUUGCUGGAUCCCACUACCACUCCACUUUGCACAGAUGAACACACCACCUUGUUCCACUUGCUAGUGGAGAUAUGCUAGCUGAUUACAGCAUUGAUGUAAGUGCAAUAAAUGUUGUUACCUUUUAACAGUACUACCCUAUCUGCUAUUUUUUUUCUUAUUUCCCCCUCGAGGAUUUAUCUUACAAGAAGGAUUCUAUCACCUUCUACAUACCCCAGAGGGGAGAUAGGCGCAGAACACUAUAGUUUUUUGUAAGUGCUGAAUUUAGUCACCCUACUUUGUAUACUUCACUAUUUAUGAUUUUAUAUUUCUAGAUCUCCGAUAGAUCACCUCCUGUUGUACAGGUUGUAUCCUCUAUAUCUGGUGUGCUAUCCCAUUCCUAGUUUAUACUUCACUUUGGGGCUGUAUAAAUCGUUUUGUAUUUGUUGUUUAUCUAUACGUGUAAGUGAGGUACACUUUGGUGAUAGCACGGUCUGUUUUGGUGUUACAAUAUAGUACAUACUCUGUGUAAGUUAAUACUAUUGUCACCACUAAUUCUAUUCUAGCCAUCGUUGAGAAAAAAAAUCAUUUGUUGAUUUUUGGAAAACCUGAGAGAGUGCAAAUCCUUUUCUUUGAGGAAUAUAUAUUUGCCUAGAUUAGGUGUUUUUUAAAGAAACAAAUAAAAUCUUUCAACAUUGAAGUUGCUGUUUAGUGGAUAGGUGAGUGCGCCGGAUCUUGUGUAAAUUAUAUAUAUAUAUAUAUAUAUAUAUAUAUAUAUAUAUAGUAAUUCAUCAUACAGAUGGCUAUGUACAUGCAAUGAGAUCCCAUGAUGACGGAGAGAAUCAAUUUUCAUUCCAUAGAAUAUGAGAAGUCUUAUUAGGGGAGUAUUCACAGCAAGAUUGCAGAUCUGGUCUGACACUGGAUACUCACUGUAAGUGCUUUCGUUUCAAUGCGCUCAUCUGGAAGAGUAUGCAUUCCUCUGCAUGGAGCUGGGCACGCACAGCAUGGAUGGGCUCCUCAACAUCUUCAGGAUGAAGAUCUAUGUUUAUCCAGCUUGAGGGGCCAUGUCACAUGGGAAUUAAAUUCCUUUCCCUAUGUAGAAUAAUAGCUAGCUUUAUAAGUACAGUAGGUCACAACAUGCAUUUACAUCUAUUUAUAAAUAAGAGAAAUUAUACAGAACCCCACCCUACAAACAAACAAUUUCUACAUGUAUCCCCACUACUCCAGUAUUUCAAUGCUGACACCAUAUUAAAACCCACAUGAAAACUGUGCAUGCUGCUUUUUAUCUUAUAGGUGUAUUGUCAAUUUAUUGAUCAGGUGUAUUGUCAAUUUAUUGAUCAGGUGUAUUGUCAAUUUAUUGAUCAGAUGUAAUGCUAGCCUUGGGAUUCAUAUGGAAAAAUAAUACACAUAAAUGAUUUCCUAAAACGUGAAAUUAUCAGGGAAUCGUGGUAUUUAAAGUGUCAGGUCAAAAUGAAUAAAUAAAUAAAUAUGGAUCAAAAUCAGAAACAGUUUGCCAGUUAAGUUAUUUUACACUUUAAUGUACAAUUCCCUGGUGAAUUCCAUAAUAUUAAAAUCUAAGCAAUCCUUUGUGAUUUUAGAAAAAAUAAUAUUAUAUAUAUAUAUAUAUAUAUAUAUAUAUAAAAAAUAUAUUUUCCCAUAAGCAAAAAACACAUUAAAAUAUUCUACAUUCACAAUAUAAAAUAUGUAUAUUAUUUCCCCACUCCCAUACAUAAAGACACAUUAUAUAUUGAUUGAAGUGUUCUAAAAUCACAAUAUCUCAAAUAAAUACAUAUGUAUAUAUUAUUAAUUUUUUUGCAUGCACCCAUAGAACACAUACACAUUCUGACUUGCUACUCUUUCUAUGUAAUAAAUCUUUAGAUACAUUGAAUCACUCACCUCCUGGUCAGUAUGCAUUUGAUUGAUCCCUUGAAAUAAUUCAGUAGUUUUAUACUGCAUUGCAUUAAACCAGAAAGUUUCCAAAUAAAACAGACUGUAUUAAAAAGACUGUAAGUUGCAGCUGGAGCAGCCCUGCCCACAACACCUGCCACCCCGAGCAACUUCAUCCGCCCUUUUGACUCUCCACCUUGGAAACCAAUCAAAACGUGCCUUCCAGCAGAACGUUCCCGCCUCCAGGAAGUAACUCUCCAAUCAAAUCACGACUGGGCGUUUGACACCCACAAACGCCACGCCCACUCUGAUGGUUGGGGUGCGGCGCGUUCAUUUCUGCACGUCUUACUUUACAGAUCAUACCAAGUGUCACCCACACCGCAGGAGACAUCUUAUUAACUUCCAAUAUAGUAAAAGUCACAUAUCGGCUCUUUCAAACACAAUUUACAAGCAGAGAUUAUUUUAACAGAUGCGUCAAUUAUAUCGGUUAAUCUAGAACGUGUAGGAGUGCAGGGCGGGUAAUGAGUGUAAAUAGGAAAGUUGUACCCCCCCAAGCGAUCAGUGGUAGAGUCGGAGCCUGUGGUGAGAAAUGUUUUGCCAUGAGUCCUGUGUCAAUGCGCACGUACCCCAGGAGCUGAGUGACGUAGGGGGGCGGGAAUUUAAAGUAAAAGGCGUGGCUAUAGAGCGCGCGAAAAUGAGAAGGAAAUAAAAAAAAAAAAUCAUAGAAUCCUCUCAGAGGGUAGAUAACAUUUAAAGAGACACUCCACUGCCCAAAUACAAAAUAAAUAAAAAAAUCACUGUUUAACCCCUUAAGGACACAGCUUCAGAAGCUUGACUUACGCUUAAUGACACAAGCAAUUUUUGCAUUUUCUUGCUGUUUGCGUUCAACUGCAAUUUGCAUCUCUCUCAUUUAUUGCACCGACACAUAUUAUAUACUGUUUUUUAAAGGACAGAAAGGGCUUUAAUUUGAUAUAACAUAUAUAUAUAUAUAUAUAAAUGCUUACUUAUUAUAAAAAAAAAAUACAGAAAAAUGCAAAAAAAAUGAAAAAUAUUGUUUUUUUUUACAGUUUUUGCAAUAAUAAUGUGUGCAUAAUUAGUGCAGGUUAAGGAAAGUAAUUAAAAAUAAAUUUAUUUAUUUGUUCUGAUUUACAGAAUAUAUAAUGUGUCUGGGAUUUUAAGUUUUUUUUGGUAGUUACAGGUCACAAAGCACAAGGAGUAAAAUAAAUUUUUAAUGUGGAGCGAUUUUAGAAUUUGGUAUGUUUGUCUUGUAAGCUUAAUAGCCAUAAAAGAAAACAAAAUUGCCACACAAAAGUAUAUAUUUAUAUAAAGUAGACAUCACGGGCUAUUUACCUAAGGUUGUUUUGACACUUUCUACGUAGCCAUAUUACCGCCAACCUCUGCUAAAUAUUGGAGUAAAAUUGUGUUCUUUUUGGUUUUUGGCACACAAACUUAUAACAAAGAAAUUCUUGUGUAUAUUUUGUAAAGUUGGUGUGUGCUAUUCCUGUACAAAGUUUUAUUUUGUGUUCAGUUACAUCUGCUGAGUAAAAUGACACCCCCAUUGUAUGUCUUUUGCACUAUUUCGUGAAGUUACAGUGCCAUACAGGAUACCUGUCUUUUUCAGUAUUCACAGUAGAAUGUUGAGAGAUGAAUUUAAUGAGCCUUAGCUUCCAUUUGGGGUAUUAUAACAGUUUGACUGUUCAAAAAACCCCACAAAGGCCUACCAUUUGUAAAAGUAGACACUCCAGGGUAUCUUAUAAGGUGCAUAUUGUGCCUUAACAUGCCCCCAUUUUUUCACCAAUAUAUGCCAAAGUAUGUGGUAAAAAAAAAUUUUGUGCAUUUUUUACAUACGGAUUGCAUUUUUGCUGGGCGUUUUGUAUAUUUCAUAUGUGCCACUAAGUUCAAACCCCCAAAUUAUGCUCAGCUAAGUCUUCUGAGUAAAAUGACACCCCAUAUGAAUGUCUUUGGCACUAUUUCGUGAAGCUACAGUGCCAUAUAGGAGACCUGUCCUUUUCAGUAUUCACAGUAGAAUUUUGAGAGACGGAUUUAAUGAGCCUUAGCUUCCAUUUGGGGUAUUAUAACAGUUUGACUGUUCAAAAAAACCCCACAAAGGCCUACCAUUUGUAAAAGUAGACACUCCAGGGUAUCUCAUAAGGUGCAUAUUGUGCCUUGACAUACCCCCAUUUUUUCACCAAUAUAUGCCAAAGUAUGUGGUAAAAAAAUUAUUUUGUGCAUUUUUUACAUACGGAUUGCAUUUUUGCUGGGCGUUUUGUAUAUUUCAUAUGUGCCACUAAGUUCAAACCUCCCAAAUUAUGCUCAGCUAAGUCUUUGGAGUAAAAAUACACCCCCAAUGAAUGUCUUUGUCACUAUUUUGUGAAGCUACAGUGCCAUAUAGGAGACCAAGCCAUAUCCGUUUUUACCAAACUUUGAAUUUUGACGCUGGCCUAUGUGCAAUUUCCAAGCAUCUUCGCAGGUUUUAAAUUCAAACUACCCCACAAAGGCCUACCAUUUCUUAAAGUAGACACCCCAGGGUGUUUCAAAAGGUAUAGUUUGAACCUUAGCGUGGGAUCAUUUUUCCGCUAGCUUGUACCAGAUGUAGUGGUAAUAAGCGUUUUUUCUGCCUUUUUGACAUACAAAGUGAGUUUGCACAGUAUAUUUUGCAAACCUUAUGUGUGCUACGACUGUAUAAUACUUCAUAUGUUGCUCAGCUAUGUCGGUUGAGUACAGCAAUACCCCCGUAUGUACCUUUGCCAGGUAUGUGUGGACAUCAGAGGGGCACAUUUGGGACACAGCCAUUCCAGUUUUUUUCAAACUUUGAAUUUUUAUGCUGUGCCUAUGUCCCAUUUUAGAGUAUUUUACCAGGCUAUAUAAUCCAAAUUCCCCAUAAAGCCAUACCAUUUCUUAAAGAAGACAUCCCAGGGUAUUUCAAAAGGCAUAUUUUGAACCUUAGUGUGGGAUCAUUUUUCCGCUAGCUUGUACCAAGUGUAGUGGUAAUAAGCAUUUUUUCUGCCUUUUUGACAUACAAAGUGAGUUUGCGCAGCAUAUUUUGCAAACCUUAUGUGUACUAUGACUGUAUAAUACUUCAUAUGUUGCUCAGCUAUGUCGGCUGAGUACAGCAAUACCCCCGUAUGUACCUUUGCCAGGUAUAUGUGGAUGUUGAAGGGGCGCAUUUGAGACGCAGCCAUUUUGAAACUUUGAAGUUUUACGCUGUGUCCAUGUUCCAAUUUGGAAUAGUUUAGACGGUUGGUUAUUGAAACUUCCCCACAAAUACAUACUAUUUAUUAAAGAAUACACCCUGGGGUAAUUCAAAAGGCAUAUUUUGAACCUUGGCGUGGGAUACUUUUUUCUCUAGUUUGUUCCAGGUGUAGUGGUAAUGAGCGUUUUUAAAAUGUAUUUUUUUACUUUUUAUAACUUUUUUACUUUUAAAAACUAGUUUUUAAACUUUUGUUUUGCUUAUAAAUUUUUUUUAAACUUUCCUAAACUUUCUUAAAACUUUUUUACAGAUUUAACAUUUUUCUAAGCUAUUUUUUUUACUGUUAACCCCUAACUAGCAGUACGCAGCACUAACAGUAAAUUCCCCAUUUUCCCAUAACUCCCACCCACCCCAGCUAGCAAAAUAUAUAGUUAUAAAAUAUUUAAAUUAAUUAAUUAAAUAAAUUGAACCCCUGAGGGUUAAAAAAUAAAUAAAAGUUAAUCCUCAGGGGUUAAAAAAAAUUAGAUCACAGUAUAAUACUGUGAUCUCUAUUUGAUCGCUGUAGGCAGUGAUCGACUGGCAGGGAAGGGGUUAAUUUUUAUUUGGACUAGGUAAAGUGUGUUUUUUUGUUUUUAUUACUUAAAUGUUAUUAAAACAUUUUUUAAGCUUAAUUUUUAACUUUUUAAAGUUUCUUUUAAAACUUUUUUUAACGUUAACCCCUAGUUAGCCUAACGUCAAAUCCCCCAAUUCCCCACUAACUUCCACCUACCCCAGCUAUCUAAAUAUAUAAUUUAAAAAUAAUUUAAUUAAUUAAUUUAAUUAAUUUAACCCCUGAGGGUUAAAAAAAAAAGAAUUAACCCUCAGGGGUUAAAAAAAAAAAAUCAGAUCAUAGUAAAAUGUAAUCCCUGCCAAUUGAUCACUGUAGUCAGUGAUCAAUUGGCAGGGAAGGGGUUAAUUUUUUUAUUAAAAUGGGUAAGGGGGGGGACACUUUAAAUAAACUUUAUUUUUUUUAACAGCAGGGGGCAGGAUCAGCACUGAUCCGGCUCCCUGCACUUCACACAGAACCCGGAAGUGCAGGGAGCCGGUAGGUGAGUAUACAGAGCACAUGUGCUCGCUCCGACUUGUGGUCAGAGCGAGCACAUGUGCUGGGCAGCUUGACCGGGUGCUCCCGGUAUGCCUCUAAUGCAGAGGCAUACCGGGAGCACCAUUAACCCCGCGAUCGCCGCGAUAGCGGCGAUCCAGGGUUAAUUUUACCGCGUGACGGACGAGGUCCGUCACCCGUCGUUAAGGGUCUCCCCUGCGUGACGGACCUCGUCCGUCACCCGUCCUGAAGGGGUUAAUAGAUAGAGCUCAAAUAAUUUAAAUUUUGCAUGUUUUACUGGAGUUAUAUUUAAAAACAGCUUGUAAAAACGGCAGAUCUCUUUUCUGUUGCCUUUGCGUGCCCUCCCCUUCUAACUCCGCCCAGACUUUCUGUGCCUGUCCAAUCACAGACUUACCAAUGCAACUCAAUGAGAAGUCUUUGUAAGGCAGAUGGUCUUGCUGCCUCCACUGAGCUAACCAACGAGGAAGUAAUUGGAUCUGUUGUCUGCUUGAGAGCCAGGGGUUGUAUCCAGGUUAAUAAAUAAAAGUUUAAAUUUCGAUUAAAAUCUCCACUAUUUCUAAAAAAAAAAAUAAGACACAGUCUUCACACAUAAAGCUUUUUUUUUUUUAGCAAGCUUUAGGGGUCUGGAAUGUUUUGUAUCCUAAUGCAUGCACGAGAGUACAGCACUGACGUGGACGCCUGGCAGAUGGAAGAGGAGUCCAUGGAUGAUAUGGCAGUGGCCGCUUUAAAGGACCACUAUAGGCACCCAGACCACAGCUUAAUGAAGUGGUCUGGGUGCCAGGUCCAGCUAGGUUUAACCCUUUUUUUCUAUAACCAUAGCAGCUUCAGAGAAACUGCUAUGUUUAUAAAUGGGUUAAUCCAGCCUCUAGUGUCUCGUUGACAGCUGCUAGAGGGCUUCCGCGCUCCUCACUGUGAUUUUCACAGUGAGAAGACGCCAGCGUCUAUAGUGAAUGCUUUCCUAUGGACUGGCUGAGUGCGCACUCAGCCAAGGAGGCGGAGAGGAGUAGUUAACCCCUUCCUCUGCAUCCAGCCUGGCGGGAGGGGGACACUGAGGGUAGGGGCACCCUCAGGGCACUAUAGUGCCAGGAAAAUGAGUAUGUUUUCCUGGCACUAUAGUGGUCCUUUAAGAUUCUAUCUGUAUGGAAAGUUUCAGCAGUGAUAAGGCUGCUUUAGGUUUGCUGUUCACAGAUUUCUCCAGUUAUUAAGUCAUUGUAAAUACUUUCAUUUGACUCUCUAAGAAAUAUAUGAGGAGACAAAGGUAUGGCAUGGUAUAGUUUGUAUAAAAACUAUAUUCAUCACAAAGUGAACUGACUGUCAGUCUUCCCUGACUGGCCCUACUUAGAGGAAACAAGACUUGUGCAUUAGGUUUCAAACAAAUUGCGAUUCAUCUUAAAGGUACUCUAUAGUCACCAUGACAACUAUAGCUUAAAGUAGUUGUUGUGUUGUCUAUAGUAUGUCCCUGCAGCCAUUUUAAUGUAAACACAGCCUUUUCAUAGAAAAGGCAGAGUUUACAUUACUGCCUAGUAACACCUCCAGUGGCAGUCAUUCAAAAGGGCACUAGAGGUGCUUCCUGGGUUAGUGCUGCACAAUGCGCAGUAUGGUCGUACAGUAUCUCCACGCUCAGCAUGGGCGCUGAGUGUCCCUCAUACAGAUGCAUGGAUUCAAUGCAUCUUUAUGAGGGGAUACUGAUUGGCGCAGAGCGGUGUUUUGACGUGCGUGUGCAUUAGCCUCCCAAUGCUUUCUUAUUGGAAAGCACAGGAUUGUCAAUUCUGAUGAUCUUAGCUGGAAUAAAGUGAGUUUUAACCCCCUUUUUAAAGGGAAGCAAAAGGGGAGACGGCCACUUAAAUGGUGUUUUUAACACUAUAGGGUUAGGAAUAUAUGUGUUUGUAUUCCUGACCCUAUAGUGUUUCUUUAAUUUUGGACAGAGAUUAAUCCAAAAUCCCUAAUUGAAUCACCAUAUGGAUGAAUCACAAAACACAGCAAUAGACAUAUAUAUUUUGCAGUACACUAAUAGGUGCAUUUUCAUGCCAUUUUGGCAUGUCUGAAUUAUUUUUCCCCGAACAAUCACAUUUGACUAAAUUGCCACAUGGACAAAACCAUGUCACCCAAAACUUUGUUUCAGAAUAAUCAAUUUGCAUAAACUUAUUUUUUUUCACCAUACAGGGCAAAACAUGUACAGAGUGCUACUUGUCUAAUACACAUGUUGCAGCUGGUGUGGACAAUUCCUUGGAGUCAACAGAUGCAAGACACCAGGGAACUGGCUCUAAUGCAGAGAGGGCACUGGUGCAAGCACAUAUUUAGGGCCCCCUUGCAGGGCCAGAUUAACAUAGGGGCUAUGGAGCAGCAGCUCCAGGCCCAUGCCUAUAGAAUAGGCCCAUUGAUUAAAGGACCACUCUAGGCACCCAGACCACUUCAGCUUAAUGAAGUGGUCUGGGUGCCAGGUCCAGCUAGGAUUAACCAAUUUUUUCAUAAACAUAGCAGUUUCAGAGAAACUGCUAUGUUUAUCAAUGGGUUAAGCCUUCCCCCAUUCCCUCUAGCGGCUGUCUCAUUGACAGCCACUAGAGGCGCUUGCAUGUUUCUCACUGUGAUUUUCACAGUUAGAGCACGCCAGCGUCCAUAGGAAAGCAUUAUGAAUGCUUUCCUAUGUGACUGGCUGAAUGCGCACGCAGCUCUUGCCGCGCGUGCGCAUUCAUCCGACGGGGCGGAUCGGAGGAGGAGAGGAGGCAGAGAGCUCUCCGCCCAGCGCUGGAAAAAGGUAAGUUUAACCCCUUUUCCCCUUUCCAGAGCCAGGCGGGAGGUGGACCCUGAGGGUGGGGGCACCCUCAGGGCACUAUAGUGCCAGGAAAACGAGUAUGUUUUCCUGGCACUAUAGUGGUCCUUUAACAACAACAAAACAUUUUUUAUUUUUUUUUACUACUCUUAACUUAAGAGGUAUGUAGGGGAACAAAAAUGGUGUGGGCUGGCUGACAAUGAAAUUAGUUAAGAUACUGAGUGUAGUGGUGUUGUGGAGACAGGCUCAGGCACCAAGUGUAGUGGUGUUGUAGAGACAAGCUCAGGCACCGAGUGUAGUGGUGUUGUGGAGACAGGCUCAGGCACCAAACAGGGCCAGAUUAAGAGCCCAGUGGGCCUGGUGCUGACAAUUACGAUGGGGCCUAAUUACAGAAUCUUAUCGACCAAAACCACUAAAACAGUCAUACCUCUCAAGCGUCAUGUAUCUGAUGGUGUUGGUGGGAAACUCAAAGGAUGCAGCUAUAAGAAAACACAUACUCUAUGCUAAUCUCUCUCUAAUUCAUGCUUUAAUCUUUCACGUAAAUCCAUACCCCCUAACAGCAGUGUCCAGGGAAGCAGGAAGUCAAUGGGCGGGGUGAAAGGGUGGGCCACUGACGCGAAUCAUGUGACCAGAAGGGGGCAUGUCUGUCCAAAGAAUUGGAAGGCCAGCCUGGCAUCAGUGUCCAUAUAUAUCACAGUGUCAGUGUCCCUAUGUCGCCCAGUCUCCUAGUCUCUCAGUGUCUGUGUCCCCAUUUCUCCCAGUGUCCCCAUGUCUCAGUGUGUCCUGUGUCACUAGGAUACUAGGGGACACAGUGAGACAUGGGGACAGUGAGACACAUGGGGGCACUGAGACACUUGGGGACACUGGGAGAAAUGGAGUCAGACACUAGGGACACUGAUAUAUGGGGACACAGACACUAGAGACAUGGGGACACAGACAUUUGGUGAAACUAAGAGACAUGGAAACACAGACACUGGGAGACUAGGGGACAGAGACACUAGGGACACUGGCUGGGAGGCACGGGGAGACAUGGGAGCACUUGUGGACAUAGACAUGGGGACACUGAGACAUUUGGUGACACUGGGAGACAUGGGGACACAGAUACUGGGAGACAUGGGGACACUAAGACACUGGCUGAUAGACAUGUGGACACAGAGACAUGGGGACACACACUGGGACACUGUCUGGGAGACAUAGGAUACUGUGUCCCUAGUGUCUCCGUUUCCCCAUGUGUCUCAGUGUCCCCAUGUUUGACAGUGUCUUCCAGUGUCCCCUAGUGUCUCAGUGUCCCCAGGUGUCUCCGUGUCCCCAUGUCUCCCCGCAGCCUUUCUCCCCCUCCUUCACAUACCUGAGCUGUAGUCUGUCUCUGCAGGCUGGGAGCUGCUGUCUGGACUCUCUGUGCUGUGUUGCUGCUCCCCCGCGGAUCAGUGAGUAGAGAGAGGCAGGUGGAUGCUGGAAUUUCCUAUCCCUUCCUCUCUCCAUACACAGUGACCCCUACUGGCCAGUGGUGGUAUUGCAGAGUAAUCUCUGUUUUUACAGAGAAAAAUAUAUGCAUUUGUAUUGCUGGUAUUACUGCAAUACCGUCACGGCCAGGCAGCCUCAAAUGCCCUUUUUUAACCCCUUCAGGACGGGUGACGGACGAGGUCCGUCACACAGGGGAGACCCUUAACGACGGGUGACGGACCUCGUCCGUCACGCGGUAAAAUUAACCCCGGAUCGCCGCUAUCGCGGCGAUCGCGGGGUUAAUGGUGCUCCCGGUAUGCCUCUGCAUUGGAGGCAUACCGGGAGCACCCGUGCAGGCGAGCACAUGUGCUCUGAUACUUACCUACCGGCUCCCUGCACUUCCGGGUUCUGUGUGAAGUGCAGGGAGCCGGAUCAGUGCUGAUCCUGCCCCCUGCUGUAAAAAAAAAUAAAGUUAAUUUAAAGUGUCCCCCCCCCUUACCCAUUUUAAUAAAAAAUUAACCCCUUCCCUGCCAAUUGAUCACUGACUACAGUGAUCAAUUGGCAGGGAUUACAUUUUACUAUGAUCUGAUUUUUUUUUUUAACCCCUGAGGGUUAAUUCUUUUUUUUUUAACCCUCAGGGGUUAAAUUAAUUAAAUUAAUUAAUUAAAUUAUUUUUAAAUUAUAUAUUUAGAUAGCUGGGGUAGGUGGAAGUUAGUGGGGAAUUGGGGGAUUUGGCGUUAGGCUAACUAGGGGUUAACGUUAAAAAAAAGUUUUAAAAGAAACUUUAAAAAGUUAAAAAUUAAGCUUAAAAAAUGUUUUAAUAACAUUUAAGUAAUAAAAACAAAAAAACACACUUUACCUAGUCCAAAUAAAAAUUAACCCCUUCCCUGCCAGUCGAUCACUGCAUACAGCGAUCAAAUAGAGAUCACAGUAUUAUACUGUGAUCUAAUUUUUUUUAACCCCUGAGGAUUAACUUUUAUUUAUUUUUUUAACCCUCAGGGGUUCAAUUUAUUUAAUUAAUUAAUUUAAAUAUUUUAUAACUAUAUAUUUUGCUAGCUGGGGUGGGUGGGAGUUAUGGGAAAAUGGGGAAUUUACUGUUAGUGCUGCGUACUGCUAGUUAGGGGUUAACGGUAAAAAAAAAAGCUUAGAAAAAUGUUAAAUCUGUAAAAAAGUUUUAAGAAAGUUUAGGAAAGUUUAAAAAAAAUUUAUAAGCAAAACAAAAGUUUAAAAACUAGUUUUUAAAAGUAAAAAAGUUAUAAAAAGUAAAAAAAUACAUUUUAAAAACGCUCAUUACCACUACACCUGGAACAAACUAGAGAAAAAAUUAUCCCACGCCAAGGUUCAAAAUAUACCUUUUGAAUUACCCCAGGGUGUAUUCUUUAAUAAAUAGUAUGUGUUUGUGGGGAAGUUUCAAUAACCAACCGUCUAAACUAUUCCAAAUUGGAACAUGGACACAGCGUAAAACUUCAAAGUUAGAAAAAAACUGAAUGGCUGCGUCUCAAAUGCGCCCCUUCAACAUCCACAUAUACCUGGCAAAGGUACAUACGGGGGUAUUGCUGUACUCAGCCGACAUAGCUGAGCAACAUAUGAAGUAUUAUACAGUCAUAGUACACAUAAGGUUUGCAAAAUAUGCUGCGCAAACUCACUUUGUAUGUCAAAAAGGCAGAAAAAAUGCUUAUUACCACUACAUCUGGUACAAGCUAGCGGAAAAAUGAUCCCACGCUAAGGUUCAAACUAUACCUUUUGAAACACCCUGGGGUGUCUACUUUAAGAAAUGGUAGGCCUUUGUGGGGUAGAUUGAAUUUAAAACCUGCGAAGAUGCUUGGAAAUUGCAUAUAGGCCCAGCGUCAAAAUUCAAAGUUUGGUAAAAACGGAUAUGGCUUGGUCUCCUAUAUGGCACUGUAGCUUCACAAAAUAGUGACAAAGACAUUCAUUGGGGGUGUAUUUUUACUCAAAAGACUUAGCUGAGCAUAAUUUGGGAGGUUUGAACUUAGUGGCACAUAUGAAAUAUACAAAACGCCCAGCAAAAAUGCAAUCCGUAUGUAAAAAAUGCACAAAAUAAUUUUUUUACCACAUACUUUGGCAUAUAUUGGUGAAAAAAUGGGGGUAUGUUAAGGCACAAUAUGCACCUUAUGAGAUACCCUGGAGUGUCUACUUUUACAAAUGGUAGGCCUUUGUGGGGGUUUUUGAACAGUCAAACUGUUAUAAUACCCCAAAUGGAAGCUAAGGCUCAUUAAAUCCGUCUCUCAAAAUUCUACUGUGAAUACUGUAAAGGACAGGUCUCCUAUAUGGCACUGUAGCUUCACGAAAUAGUGCCAAAGACAUUCAUAUGGGGUGUCAUUUUACUCAGAAGACUUAGCUGAGCAUAAUUUGGGGGGUUUGAACUUAGUGGCACAUAUGAAAUAUACAAAACGCCCAGCAAAAAUGCAAUCCGUAUGUAAAAAAUGCACAAAAUUUUUUUUUACCACAUACUUUGGCAUAUAUUGGUGAAAAAAUGGGGGCAUGUUAAGGCACAAUAUGCACCUUAUAAGAUACCCUGGAGUGUCUACUUUUACAAAUGGUAGGCCUUUGUGGGGGUUUUUUGAACAGUCAAACUGUUAUAAUACCCCAAAUGGAAGCUAAGGCUCAUUAAAUUCAUCUCUCAAAAUUCUACUGUGAAUACUGAAAAGGUCAGGUAUCCUGUAUGGCACUGUAACCAGGGCCGGUGCAAGGAUUCUUGCUGCCCUAGGCAAGAAUACAUUUUGACGCCCCCUUAUGAAUGCAACUACAUUCCUUCAGAAGUUUAUUCACUAAACUCUGAAUUACACUAAAGAGACAUUUAGGGAAAGAUGCGCACUGAGUAGAUAUUAAAGGGAAACUAUAGUGCCAGGAAAACAAACUUGUUAUCCUGGCACUAUAGCUUCCCCCUCCGUCAAGCGCAUCCCCCCUCGUGGUGCAGCAGGGGUUAAAACACCUUCUGUCACUUACCUGGGUCCAGCACCAAUGUCUUUUGUGCUGGCUUGGGUCCGCCUUAGCUCCUUAAUGGCCGCGCUCACAGUGGUAUUUCCGUGACUGGACGUCCCCAUGCAUAGCCACUAGAGGAGUUAACCCUGAAUGGUAAUUAUUGAAGUUUCUUAAAAAUUGCAAUAAUUACCUUUGCAGUGUCACUUACACAAUCUCACUAAUACACACACUCUCUCACUGGCAUACACACUUACACAUUCUAACUCUAACUUACACACUAACACAUACACAUUCUCACUGACCUACACAUUGUCACUUGCACACUCUCACUAACAUACACAGUGUCACUUACACACUCUCACUAACACACACAGUGUCACCUACAUACUCUCACUUAUACACACACACUCUAACUUACACACUCUCACUGGCAUAGACAUUGUCAGUUACACACUCUAACACCACACAGUGUCACACAUGCUCACUAACAGUGUCACUUGCACACUCUCAGUAACUGUCACUUGCACUCUCUCCCUAACACAUACUCACUAACAGUGUCACUUGCACACUCUCCCUAACACACACACCCAGAGUCACUUGCACAUUCUCACUAUCACACACACACACACACACACACACAGAGAGUCACUUGCACACUCUCCCUAACACACACACUGUCACUCAAACACAAACUUUACAUAAGGUCACACUUUAUUUACACACACAAACACACCAAUUUAACACACUCCCCCAUUUACAAACAUGCACACAAUAAGCAAUCCCCCUUAACCAUGCCAUACCUGGGUGCUAUGCUGAGCAGAGGUCCAGGCUGUAGGAUCCAGGAUCUUGCUCUUUCUCCUGGGGGAGCAGGAGAGCCAUGCACUUUGAGCACAGCCUGCUUCCUGCUCCCUUCACAGUGCUUCCGGUGUUCACAGGCUCCCCCUGCCUGCAGGAAGCACAGUGCUCUGCUCGGGUUACAGCAAACCCCACUGCCCAAGCAGGUAAUCUGCUGCAGAGGGAGCCCAGCAGGUGAGUGGCUGCGCUGGGGGGUGGCUAAAGAGACGCUCGUCCAGCACAGCAUCCCCGGACAGCUACAGCAGGGCAGCCCACCGGGAAACCUCUCGGUGGGCGCCCCCUAGAGGCCGGCGCCCUAGGCGAAUGCCUUAUUCGCCUUAAUGGUAGCGCCGGCCCUGACUGUAACUUCACGAAAUAGUGCAAAAGACAUACAAUGGGGGUGUCAUUUUACUCAGCAGAUGUAACUGAACACAAAAUAAAACUUUGUACAGGAAUAGCACGCACCAACUUUACAAAAUAUACACGAGAAUUUCUCUGUUAUAAGUUUGUGUGCCAAAAACCAAAAAGAACACAAUUUUACUCCAAUAUUUAGCAGAGGUUGGCGGUGAAAUGGCUACGUAGAAAGUGUCAAAACAACCUUAGGUAAAUAGCCCGUGAUGUCUACUUUAUAUAAAUAUAUACUUUUGUGUGGCAAUUUUGUUUUCUUUUAUGGCUAUUAAGCUUACAAGACAAACAUACCAAAUUCUAAAAUCGCUCCACAUUAAAAUUUUAUUUUACUCCUUGUGCUUUGUGACCUGUAACUACCAAAAAAAACUUAAAAUCCCAGACACAUUAUAUAUUCUGUAAAUCAGAACAAAUAAAUAAAUUUAUUUUUAAUUACUUUCCUUAACCUGCACUAAUUAUGCACACAUUAUUAUUGCAAAAACUGUAAAAAAAAACAAUAUUUUUCAUUUUUUUUGCAUUUUUCUGUAUUUUUUUUAUAAUAAGUAAGCAUUUAUAUAUAUAUAUGUUAUAUCAAAUUAAAGCCCUUUCUGUCCUUUAAAAAACAGUAUAUAAUAUGUGUCGGUGCAAUAAAUGAGAGAGAUGCAAAUUGCAGUUGAACGCAAACAGCAAGAAAAUGCAAAAAUUGCUUGUGUCAUUAAGCGUAAGUCAAGCUUCUGAAGCUGUGUCCUUAAGGGGUUAAUGGGCCUAUUCCAUGGGCCUGGGCCUUGAGCUGCAGCUCCAUCAGCACCUAUGUUAAUCCAGCCCUGGCACCGAGUGUAGUGGUGUUGCAGAGACAGGCUCAGGCACCAAGUGUAGGGGUGUUGUGGAGACAGGCUCAGGCACCGAGUGUAAUGAAAAUUACACCAUGAUGACAUACCAUUUGCAAAAGUAGACUACCCACGGUAUUGCAAAUGGGGUAUGUUCAGUCUUUUUUACUAGCCACUUAGUCACAAACACUGGUCAAAAUUGGCGUUCAAAUUAGUUUUUUACAUUUUCAAAUAUUAACACUAACUUUAGCCAGUGUUUGUGACCCAGUGGCUACUAAAAAAGACUGGACAUACCUCAUUUGCAAUACCUUGGGUUGUCUACGUUUGCAAAUGGUAUGCCAUCAUGGGGAUAAUUCUUAUUCCUGGGCUACCAUAUGGUCUCAAAGGCAACGUAACCAAUCUGGCGAAUAUCAAUGUGAAAAAAAUGAAAACGUAACACGCUAUAUUUGACCCUGUAACUUCCCAAAACACCAUAAAACCUGUACAUAGAGGGUACUAUUUUACACGUGAGAUAUCGCUGAAUACAAAUAUGUGUAUUUUAUUGCAGUAAAAGCAAACAGUAUUUUGACAUUCACAGUUAAAAUGUCAGGUAGAACUAAGAAAAUUUAAAAAAAUAGUAUUUUCUCCCAUUUUUUUAUAUUUUAUUCAUAUUAAAUUAUGUUCCAUACCUAAAUAUUUGAUGUUAAAUGAAAGCCCUGUUUCCCCUGAAUAAAAUGAUAUAUAAUAAGUGUGGGUGCAUUUAAUAUGAAAGAGGUGAAUUACGGUUGAAAAGACGUAUAGCGCAAAUGCCAGGUUUUGUUUACGUUUUGUUUUGAUCACAACUUGUACAUUUGGCUGCAGUCUUAAGGGGUUAAGGUAGCUUUGACUGUUUGUCCACAAUAUUAUGUUUCUUUCCACGUCCUCCUCCUCUCUCUGCCUCCUGCGCGGCACUGUGCACACUGGACGGAAGUGACCUCACUUCCUCCCAGCACCGAACUGCAAAUUGAUCAGGUGCCCAGUCCCUUGCGCUUUUAAAGGGCAGAGAUGCCCAAACAGGCCCCCAAUCAGAGAAUAUCAUCAUGUGAAGGCCAUCCAGCUUGCUGGCCCUGGUGAAGCUAUAGUUACACCCAGGGACGUUUUAGCCGCGAGGCAAACAAGGCAUUUGCCUUGGGCGGCAUUUUCCAGGGGGCGGCAAAAAAACCCGCCCCCAAAUGCCCAGGGCAAAUGUCUUGGUAGCCUUGCGGCUAACUGACAUGCUGGGCGGGCUGAAAGGCUGGUUGCCUGAGUUUUGUCCUGCCUAGGGCAGCACAAAACCAGGAAACACCACUGGUUCCACCACUGAAACCAACCUUUGUAUGGCAGGACAGGACUUGAAAAUUCACAGGAUUUGAGACUGCUGGGAGGUAUGCUAUAAGUUUACACAUAACCAAGGGUCACAGUUUUGAGUACUAGACCUUUUCUACUUGUGAGUGUGGUGCAUGCACGCUGCACACACAAGUUGUACAUAAUUGAUAUAAAUUUCUGGCCUCAUGACUGACAACUCAGGAAGUGGGUGUCUGUCUUAUAGUUGCAGCAAUUUUUACAAACUGACGCAACUAUAAAAGACUCUCGGUACUUAAAGUGGAUGCAAGAUACUUUAUCAUAAACUUUACAAUAUUGGGACAUUGUUAUGGUGGUUUGAGUGACACUUCAAAAACCAACGAUGGCCAGAGAACAGCAAAUUGACCAAACAUGUUUUUUUUUUUUUUCUCAACAGCAUUUAAAAAGGUUUAUAAACACAGAGAGAUAUGUGUUCUAUAUGCAGGAUAUUAUGCAGGCUGAGCAUUUAUUAUAUAUACAUUUUACAUUGGUGAUCAUAAGCACGUACAAGCUUUACAUAGAGAUCUGUCACAUACCUCAGUGUCAGUUCCUGCCCGCUGUCGUCUGUUUUAUAGAGGUCACAUUUGUAGAAUUCCUCUGUAUAAUAAUAUGGUUAUAAAAGAACAGUGUGACGCGCACACAUGGGAUUUCUUCAAUCAUAUUACAUGCACUGCCUGUGUUUGCAUAUCUAAAUAUAGAAUCUUUCAAAUGUGUUUUUAUAUAUAUAUAAAAAGACAUGGAUAAACCAAUAGCUAUGGAGAUUGAAAAUCUCUUUUACCUGAAGUCAGUGAAUAGUAAAUACAAAUUAUUUAUGGGUUGUUUGGAGUGUGAAAAUCUGUGUUUAACACUGUAUUGACCAGUGGCGGAACUAAGGUGGAGAGGGCCUUGGUGCAAGAAAGUUUUUCGAGCCCCCUUCUAGAACAAGUGUCCAAAAGGUAGAUCCCCCAUCUGCUAUACCAGCUGGUGAUCUACCAUUUGCCCAUCCUUACAGAGUUGCAUUUGUGAGCAAUGUUUGUGAGUUUGAAUGAAAGCAUGUUUUUGUAUAGAGUAUAUGUGUGCAUGUAGGGGUGUAUUUGUAUGUACUCCAGCCAUUGGAAUGCAGUGGUUUACUUCUGUGUAGUGUAUGUGUUUAAAUGCAGGGGUGUGUAUAUAUGUAGUGUUGGCUUUUAAAAGUAGGUGUUCUUUUGUGUGUAGUGUUGAUAUUUGAUUGAAGGGGUGCUUGAAUAUAAUUUUAGUGUUUUAAUACAGGGGUGUCUUUGUAUGUAAUGUUUGUGUUUGAUUGCAGGGGUGUGUGGAUGCAAUGUUGGCUUUUAAAUGUGGAUGUACAUUUGUGUGUAUCUUUGUUGUUUCAGUGAAGCUGUCACAUAUCCUUAGUAUCCAUGUGGCAAAAUAGAUAUAAUUACCGUCCAAAGAUUGAGGAGGUGCCACUCGUCUGUCUUCUGCCAUGAUGCCUAGCUGCGGACCCAUGCAAUUAUAUAGCCCCACGUCCGUCCACCGUAUAGACGAUGCCGACAUGCGGGUGACGUAAUGCAAAAGACGCACACGCACGUUUUGGGGUCAAGGGCUAGGUACAGCCAAUCGGAUCUGCAAGAGGGUUAUUUAAACUCACAUAUUCCUUAGUUCAUUGCCCUGCCGUAGUUUCCCUUAGAUGAUUAUCAGAGAGUUUGUACCUGAUUGUGUUUUUCGACUUUGGCUUAGUUUUGACUUCCCUGGUUUCUGGUUCCCUUGACUUAUGGUUUUUCCUUAUUGCUGUGUCUUGUUCUGUGUCCCUGACCUCAGCUAGUUUUCUGACUAUUCUCGGGUACGUUAAUUCCGGCCAUUCUAAGGCCCGAUAAGACGUUAUCCUUAGUUCUAGGGUGUGAUACUAUUCUGCAUGCUAAAUCAAUAUAAUCCUGAUAGAAGUAUAUAAUUGUGGAGUUUGAAUGCAGGGGUGUGUUUGCAUGUACUGUUUGUGCAUACAAACACAUUAUCACACAGAUACAUAUAUAUAUAUAUAUAUAUAUAUAUAUAUAAACACACUGACACACACACAAAUUCAUAUACACACUGACACAUACCUUGACACACACACACAGACGCACACCCUGACACACAGAUACAUGCACACUGAAACACACAUGCACACCUUGACACAGAAAUGCACACACUAUGUAUACACACACACACAUCCUGAUGCACACCUUCAAUUUCCAGGAGGGUUGCUUGCUUGCUGCUGCUGGCUGAAGGGUGUGGGGAUAUUUAUGGGAUAAUAAUAGUAACAGUGAGAAUUGCCCACUAAUUCAAUUCUCAGAUCCCAAAGAACGUUUAUCGUGUUAAGUGGAAUGUAUUUCAUAUAAUAAUAUCACAAUGUAUAAAAAUAGAUUUUUAUUUAUAAUGACAAAUUAAUAAUAAUAAUAUUAUAUAACAUGCGUGACAAUAAUCAAUGAAUAUUCAGUAUAAAAUGGUAUGCAAUACAAAGGAAUGGGUAUUACGUUUCAAUGGCUAUUAACUCAUUAUCUGUCAAGACUUCUACGAUUUAUGAGGUAUCCUUAACACAGGCUGAAAGUGAAACUUUUCACACAGAGAACAGAAUUCCUCAGAGUGCAGCAUAAGGUCGUAAAGUUUAGCAGACAGUUAGAAUAACCCUUUCAAUGCUGGCUAGAUCUCCUAGGUAGUUAAGAUCUAUUCUUAUGUAAUUUUUAAAUAAAAUAACAUUUAAACCAGUUCAUUAGCCAUUUCCUGAAAACAAUCCAAUAAGAGAAUCUACAUAUUAUAUAAGCAGAUUUUUAAUUUGUCUAAAAGAUAUCUAUCUUAAUUUAGAGCAAAUCAAUACACCUGGAUAAAAACAGCGGUAUGCUAACACGUGAUAAUAUCACAUCAAUAUAUAAUUAUUCUUAAUUCCACCUGCAGAAUGGAAUAUUUAUAACUAUAUAUUCUUAGUUAACUAAGAUUUCUUAAUAUGGAAAUCUGACCGUGCUUUAUCCAGUCAUAUAUAAUGCUAUUAAUACAUUUUAAUUAAUUUAAUUUAAUUAAAUGAAACCAGUAUAAUUACCAGUUGAGUAGAUAUUUCAUCCGAUUGGUAGUCUCAGGAAUUUAUUUGGAUGUGUCUCUGCAUGGAGGUUGGAGUCCCCAAACUUCCAAUUCCUCUCUUUUCUCUCCUUUGCAUAUCUUGCAUCUGCCUCCUUCGUCUUGUUUCUUCUCUAUCUUCCCUUUGUCUUAACUUUUAAAGGGCCAGACUCUCUGUACGUCAUCAGUUGAUAACCCAAUAGAAGCACUAGAGGUGUGGUUAUCUUCCAGAUCGCAAAUUAGUUAUUUGGUCUGUAGAGGGCAGUCUUGUCCCACUAAACAUACCUAUCCAGGAAAGAGUUAACUUUUCCUGGUGGCUAUUUUGACGUCAUUUUGGCCUAUCUAGAUAGUGGCUAUAACUUACGUAUCCUUCAAAGAUCAAAGGGGUUCUUAAAUUUUGUCCAGACUAUGUGUCUGCAAAUCUGCUAUAAUUUCUGAUAUGACAGAUCAUGAACUAAGUUUACCCUUUUCCAUACAAUGGUACCUUAUAUAUAUAGACAGUUAAAUAUUAAAUUAUUUAAUCUUCUCUGUCACAAUUGUCUGGGUUUAGAUUUGAUUAUAUUCCAUUAGCAUUAGACAGUCUGUCCAACCCCCUUCCUUAUCACUUGUCUUGUAUAUACUAUGCAUUCCUCAGCUCUGGGAAAGUGGUUAGCUUACAGAUAGAAAUACUGUGUCUCUUUGUUAACUUGAAAUAACAAAAUGGAGUCUGUCUGUUCAGAGUGACUCAGAAUAUACACUUUUAGUUUCUAUCAUAGCACAAAAUGUCUGCCGAUAUAAAUACUCUGACAUAACCCCCCUUUAGUGCAUUUCAUAGCCAAAACUAAUUUAGCUUAUGAAUAAGCACUAUAGAAGUUACCAGACAUAUUGUGCAAUCACAUCAUUUCUAACAUAGGCCCGUGCGUGGAAUGAACAUUUCUGUAUAUAUUUGUUUUAAAUCUGUUUUUAUUGAGGUCAACACAAUAAGUCGUUUUCCCACGCAGGGGAUAAAGCGUAAACAAUGCAUUCAUUUUGGAAAAACAUAAGAAGAUAUAUAACAAAUUACUGCAGUGUAUCAGAUAGCCUCUGGAUGCUUAUGUGCUCGCAGAAGCCACUUGUAUCGUCCUAAGGACAAUUGCAAUAUAGGUUGUGUCACGUGUCUCAUUUGCAUUUGGUUUGCCAGUUAGUUGAUUACCUUGGCUAACGUGUAGCCUGUGUUGGCUGGUUUGUGUAAGUGCAUUGUGUUUGCUGGUUUGUGCAAGUGUUUUGUGUUAGCAGGUUUGUGCAGGUGCUUUGUGUUAGCUGGUUUGUGUCAGCUGUUUGGGUAGUUAGCUUGUGUUAGCUGGUUUAUGCAGUUGUUUCGUGUUAGCUAGUCGGUGUAAUUGCUCUGUGCCGGCUGGUUUGUGCAUAUGCUUUGUGUUAGCUGAUUUGUGCAAGUGUUUCGUGUUGGUUGGUUGGUUUGUGUGGUUGCUUAGGCCUAGUAACAUACAAUGCAGUAAUUAGGCAGGUAAAUAGGCAGUAUUGAAACAUGAAAAACUUCUGGUAGCAAUUAGAAACAUAUCAUCGUGCCCUUGCUGCUAGGUCAGAUGCUCAUCAAUUUGUACUACCCUGCACAGUUUCAACUAGAGGGAAUAUGUAUACUAACUCUUUAUGUUAAGUGCGUUAGCAUCGCCUAGUCUAUUGAAGCUCUGACAUGCGGGGUAACAUAUGCUUAUAAACUAAAAAUUACUAAUAAGGACUGAAACAAUACAGGAGCAGGGCUGUUCGGAAUGACUACGCUUUUGGCCAAAUGAGUCCUAGGUGUUGUCAAGUUAGGUUGGGCCAUCCCCAUAUGGGGCCCAUGGGCACCUCCGUGUCUGAGGGACCCUCUUUUGCUUCCACCCUGGGCAAACUCCGGUCCGUCAGUGGGUAGAUCCGUGGCGCCGUGGGCACUCGGUUGCGUGGGCAGUCUAGCAGAUCCCCCCCACGUAGAAUCCACCUGCCACCCGUCCCCUGCACCUCCCCGAUUCCCCCGGAACCACCCCCGGGUCCCAGUCAGUCCAUGCCUCGCCUGGCUCCGGUCACAUACUUGGUACCAGUGCGCGCCCCCCCGGCCACCGGUUCACCGGAGGGUCCACGUCUACCGGUCCCACAGGGCUCACUGAGUCAGGGGCAAAAUCCUCUGAAUCACCACCAAGUUCAAAGGGUCCGACCGGUUCCCUACCAGCACCCCGGUUACCCGAGGGUGGGCAUCUGUGGGUCCACCUCUGCAAGAGUCCGCGGUAUCACAACAUGGUAUGUGUCCUUGUUGGUGCUCUAGCCGCUCGCCCUGGGGGAUAUUAAUGGCCUUUCAAGCCUUUUAUGCAGGAUCCUCAUCAGCAGCCUUCCAAAUUGUGGCUUUGUGUGGGCUGUAGUGCCCCAUCCAAUGGUUGCUUGCGCCCCUUUAUUCUGUAUUAGGGUGCGUUCCUGGCAGCUUCCAUAUCUGCUAGCUGGCUGUUUUUUUUUUCUUUUUCAGCCGUUGCUAGUGUAGGCGGGCGGCACAGGCCGAGCGCGGGAUCUCCCGCCACUGUGCGGGCCGCCGCCAUGAUGCCGGGAUAACCCCCACCGGUCUGGGGGGGGAGCGGGGCCGUGCCCCGAGCCGGGGUAUCAUCCCACGACCAGAGGCUUAGUUCCUGCGGUUUUUCCUGUUCCCGCAGAGUGUCUCUCCGCGGUGUCUGAGUGCACGAGGACUGGCUUGUGGCGGCUUGCAGGCCGAAGGUGGCCGUUUCUGCUCACCCGGUGCGUGGUGUGCCUCCUGCGGGGUAUCGGGCUGAAGCUGGUAACCCUCUCCAUGUAGCGGUAUCGACGGCUCUGGCAUUGCAGCAGUCUAUGUCGGCUUUUUGAGCCCUUUUCACGAGCCUAGAGCUGGAGCCCAUGCAUAUGGCGUCCAGUCGGCUCGGCGGCCCGGCCCCGCCCCCCUCUGUAUAUAUUUGUACCUGUAAGAGUUUUGAACUUUACACUUAGUACAAUCAACCAUAAUAUCAUUAUUACAUAGUACAUUAUUUUCAUUUGAAAAAUGUCUUUGGGAGUUACAUAUGGUAUGGUCAAUAAAAAGCAAAUCUCCAUACGUUCCGGAUCAAUUAAGAGAGGUAUAGCGCUCCCCAUCUCAAAGGCCAGAUUUAAUUGCAUAGGCUCAAUUGUCUCUCCAUCCACAUUGGCAAGCAUCGCAUGAACAAUAUCCUUGGAUACAAAAUACAGAGGUAUGCGUCCCCCUGCCAAUUCGAUCAUUCCAGUUUGCACUUCGUCGAGAAAAGCAAGUGUGUGGAACAAUAUUGGGUCAUGCAGAAAUAAAAGUUCACGCUUAAAUAAGUCAUGACUUUGGUGCAGCUCAGUGGAUUUGGCAAUUAACUCCGAAUGCAAAUUUGUUGUAACAACUGUGUCUUCCACAAUAGUUAACACGUCUUGGAGAAGUGUUCUUUGCUGGUUUAUCACCUGAUGAAUAUCGUUAAUGUGUUGCUUUAGCGCAUAGAUUUCCAUAUCCAGCUUUUGGACAGUAAUAGAGUUGGCUGCAGACAUUCCAGUUGCGACAACUGCACCGACAGUGGCACAAACUAAUGCAACAAUUAUAGCGGUGAGGAACCUUUUGGGUCGGUUGCUCAUCGGAAUAGAACUGGAUACAAAUGGUUUCCGGGCUUGCUCCAAGAUAUUUCGCACACGGUCCUGUGCUCUUUGGAGGUGCAUCUGGUACCAAGUCUGUAACUCAGGAAGCUGCAUCGAUGAAAUGUUGUAUGCCUUCUCGAUGGAAAUCUUGGGGUCCAAGCUGACGAACACACGUCUGGUCAGGAUCCUCUUCUCCGUUAAGAUGAACCCUGGUGUCUCUUGAAUCAGGAUGCCGGAGGAUGGUCCCAUCUCUGCGAUCGGGUCGGUCCGUAGCUCUUGGCACAGGAGCAGUACGAUCCAGAAACAAGUCACAUCCUUCUUGGACAUCUUUCGACAGUCACGGAUCAGGAACUCGUUUCAGACUUAUCUACUAAUGAUUCAAGGUUUGUUAAGCAUACAAACUUAUAACAGUGUGACAUCACUUGGCCUAGGACAACACAUUAUUACGAUUCAUCAACAUAUGUAUUCUGUCUAAUUCUAUUUUUAUAACUUCAUCCCUCACUACAUUUAUUACUGACUCUUCAGCAAUUUGCCUAUAGCAGUUAAACAAGCUAGUAACCUGCUUAUAAAAUGUAGUUAUUGGAUGGCAAGGAAAUGGUUAAUGACAUGAACGUACAUGAGAUCAUGGCACAUCACAACAUUUCACAUCAUACUAUACCACGUGAAUCAAGCAUUCAUCCAGGUUAGUCGUUCACCCUUCUGCAUCCGAAUCCACACCUAUAAUCCUUAAUUGAGAUUUAGGAUGACAAGCACGCAACUGGUUAAUGUGAACCCACUUUUCAAUAAAAUCACCAUCCUUAGGAAUUUUUAUCUUAUACGCUACAGGGGAAAUUUUGUCAAUAAUGACAUAUGGCCCUUUCCAAGAAGGUAAAAAUUUAUUUUCCUUGACUUGAUUUCGCGCAAAGUUAUACAGAUAGACUUGAUCUGUUAUCUCAUAUUCCUUUUUCGUGGUUUUUAGAUCGUAAUAGGUCUUAACCCCUGUCGCUGCUUUUUCUAGAUUCUUUUGGGCAAAAGCAAACGCAUGCUGUAAAUGCUUGCGCAAAUCUUCGAUAUACUGAUGCGUAGUGGCAGCAUUGAUCAAGUUAUGAUCCGAAGUACGAUAUAGUAAAUGCUGUGGUAAAACCAUCUUUCUUCCUGUCAUCAAUUCAAAAGGUGACAAUUUGGUAGCAGUGCUAGGUGUAGCUCUAAUCGCCAUUAAAACUAGGGGCAAUUUAAUGUCCCAGUCUUUACCAGACUCCUUAACAUAUUUCUUCAGAAUAUUAACGAUAGACUGGUUAUAUCGCUCUACCCCCCCGCUAGACGCAGCGCGGUAUGCAAUAUGUAGCUUUCGUUUAACACCUAGAAUGUUCCACAUCUUAGCCAUUACUUCGCUGGUAAAAUGACUACCUCUGUCUGACUCAAUUCUUUGAGGCAGACCGAACCUGGAAAAGACAUGGUUAAUCAACAAAGUGGCGCACACGGUACUCGUGUUCUCUUUACAAGGCAAACAUUCUAUCCACUUUGUGUACAUACAUGUAACGGUUAACAUGUAUUUGUUACCUCUUGAAGAUCUUGUUACAGGACCUAUAAAGUCAAUUUGAAUAUCAGACCAGGGUAAUGACACCCCCCUCUUCUGAAGUGGUGCACGAUGGGUUGGACCAUGGGGUUGAUAUUGCGGACAAAUCAAGCAUCCCUGACAGUAUGUCUUAACAUCCCUUAACAUGUGUGGCCAAUAUGCAUAAUCACGCAAUAUCUCAUAUGUGAUCUUAUCACCACGAUGCCCAGAUGUAGGUGCAUCAUGUGCGUGUUGGAGCAUUAACCCUCUGUAUACAGUUGGGACUACCCAUUGUUGUAUACCAUGUUUAGAAGUUCUGACCAGUAACCCAUCCAUGAUACUAAAUUGGACUUUAUAUCUCAUCAAGAUUCGUAAAUCUUCAUUAUUUUUGCAAUCCUCAUCUGUGAUGGGAUUGGCAGUAGGGUCUUCUAUAUGUUUAUAGAAAAUGCCUAUGACGGGAUCACUCUUUUGACUAGUAAUCAGGUCAUCACUAGGAGCUUCUUGACUCCAUUGCACGACAUUUAAGUCGGCAUUAUCUCUAGCCUGUCGUCUAGUUAUGGCUUCAACAUGAAUUGAACCCAUAAGAUCAUCAAUGUUUAGGGUUUCACCAUUGAUGGCAGCUUGUUUUGCCAGUGAAUCGGCUAAGUCAUUACCAUCCUUGUCAAUACCUUCUAUUUUAGAAUGGCCUUUGGUUUUCUUCCAAUAUAUGGUUAAACCAUUUUCCUUAACCAACUCAUCGAUUUUACAAAACAAUUUCCCAUGUUUAACAGGUUUGUUAUUGCUUUUCAGCAUUUGGUUACGUUUCCAGCUAGGCAGAUAUUCGACGAAACUGUUGCGAACAUAGUUGGAAUCAGUUAUAAUAACAAAUUCUUUGAUACCAUAUUCUAUUGCCAUUUGAAUGGUCUUAUAUACUGCACAGAGUUCGGCUAUCUGACUGCUUUUGGGACCAAUAUUGUAUCCUAUAGAUACAUUAGGAUAAUCACCUGUCCAGGCAAUUCCGAUACCUGCAACUAACUUCCGUUCGGCACCAGCUACGUGGUGAUAUGAACAACCAUCAAUGUAUACCCACGGUAGUGGUCGACAGUAUUCCUCAUCAUAAACUUUAUAAGGAGAUAGCAAUUGCUCUUCUAGGAAGUCAUCUCCGGUGUCAUUAUCAUCCAGAGAUGGAGCAGUACAGUCAUGUAAUUCUGCUAAACCUUGGGCAACUGGGCUUCUCUUAUUAUGUUUAUAACGGACUUCUAACGGCCAUCCCUGUAAGGAUAGAGCCCAUGCAGUAAUCCGACUGUUAGAGAGAUUACCGUCUCUAAUUCUUUCACUCUGCAGAUACUGUAGAGGUUGGUGAGCUGUUUCUACAAUUAUUUUCUCACCUUGGAUAUAGCUACGAAAAUUUUGCAGUGCCCAGACAGUCGACAAUAACGCCUUCUCACACGUGUUGAAUUUAACUUCAACAGAUGACAAAGUCUUGCUAGCAUAUGCAAUAACCUUGUUUAAACUGUCCUGCUUCUGAUACAGAACAGCACUUAUGCUUAAAUUGGUAUAACCUGUCUCCAGAUAGAAGGGUUUACCCCCCUCUGGGUAUGCUAAACAGGGUGCCUGAGUGAGCUUCCUCCUCAGUUCACUUACCGCUUGGUCCUGAGGCUCCCCCCAGUUCCAGGUAGUUUCCUUUUUAAGCAGGUGUAAGAGUGGUUUAGUUAUUUCUGCAUAGUUAUCUAUAAACUUACGGGAGUAGUUAGUCAUACCAAGGAACGAUCUUAAUUCCCUGAUGUUUGAAGGUGUUUUAGCCUUUAGUACGGCUUCAACCUUCUUCCUCUGGGGAUUUAAUCCUUCAGAAGUUACCUCAUGUCCAAGGAAAUUGACAUGGGUGCGACACCAUUGUGCCUUUUGUAAAGACAGUUUAAUCCCUGCCUCUCUUAACUGAGUGAGAACAUGUCUAAUCUCUAAGAUAUGCUUAUCAAAGGAAGUGCUUUUCAGCAAGACAUCGUCGACAUAUGAUAACGUUCCUCUCUCGAGUGCGUCAGGCAUAGCUUUAUGCAUGAACACAGCGAAUUCAUGACCAGAGUUUAUAUAACCGAAAGGCAUACGGGUCCAGGUAUACUGCUGCUUUCCAAAUGUGAAGGCCAAUUUGUAUUGGUCUUCAGUAUGGACUGGUACAGUCCAAUAUCCCUGCGCACAGUCAAUGGCAGUGAAUAUUUUGGAUCCCUGCAUUUGUACCAAACAUUGGUCUAUGUAUGGCGUUGGCCAACCAGACAUAUAGACGCGUUUAUUUAGCUGUCGUAAGUCAGCGCAUAAACGCCAUUGUCCAUUAGGUUUCAGAAUCCCCAAGAUUGGAUUAUUAUACGAACUGUGCACUGGAUGUAUAAUGCCCCUUUCCUUUAAAUUCUGAAUGAUGUCUUGUAGACCAUCAUAUGACGCUAAUGGGAGUCUAUAUUGUUUGAUAAAUACAGGUGGUAAAUUUGGAUCAGUUUGUAUUCUGGCUACGUGGAGGUUAGUUAACCCACAGUCGUAGGAAUCUUUGGCAAAAAUAUCUUGGAAUUCCAAAAGGACUUCCUUUAGCUGCUGUCGCUCAGCAUCAUUGGAGCAACCGUCAGCUAAAGAUAUUUGCUCUUCUAGCCUUUCCUGAAAUCCUGGAAAGAUUUCAGGCUGGCCUAUCUCAUAAGCUUCUUCAAGCCUAGAAGUUAGGUCAGUUCGGUGUUGACUUACCUUUUCUCUUUGGUCGUGAUACUCUUGUGAUUCCUGCUCAUUGAGCGGAUGAUCGAAGGUGAUAGAUGCUUCUUCGAUUUUACACGAGCCUUCUUCGACGUUGAAGGGAUAUACAGAUAGGAUAGUGAAUAAUCCUUCUGGGGAGGAAUGGAAUAUUUGAUCGACAAUUUCGUCCUCAGUUAAGUAUUCUUCAGGGAUGAGGCCUAUAAUUUGGUUUUGGAAACCAAAUGUAUAGUACUCAGCAUCCAAUGCUAGACCUAAUAAUGUUCCUUUUGGUAAAGUAACACUAUUGGGUGUAACAUUGUUGACCAUGAUAUAGGUGGGAUUCUUACCAAUACUUACCAUUGGUGUAUGUGUUACCACCAUCCCUAAUUGUUGUAUCCUGUUGGAUAAACAGAUUAGGGCAUCAGAGUUUUCCAAUCUCUGAUCCUCCUUGACCUGUAGGGGUAAAAGAAAAUUACUUGUCCCCUGUGGAAUGGUUAUGUCAUCGGGAACUUGGAUACUUACCGCAUAUGGGAGUAUUUGUCCUGAUUUCAGGGCGUUUUCCUCGUGUAGGUAUCCACAAGGAUUACCUUUUAACCUUGUCCACAAAUUGGAAUUAAUCAAAUCAAGGUGUAUGGCAAAGCGAUGUAUGACAUCAUUGCCAACGUAAAUCUGAUAGCGAGGUUCAUUUAUCACUAAGAAUAAAUGUUUAACGGUCUUAUUUCCGAUGGAAAUAGAUAGUAAACAUUUUGCUAUCACAUUGUGACUCUCUGAUUCGCCAUCCAGAUUCUGGAUCCACCUGUCAUGUGGGGAAGCGUACCUGAUCAUUUUAGGAUUAGCGAUCUGCUUUAACAGACUUCUGCUAAUAUAGCUGUUCUCACUCUGUAAGUCCAGCUUUGCAUUCCUACUUCUUCCUAAGUCAUUUAUUUGCAUAGGAAAGAAUAAGUUGUUAUUAACCCUUUCAAUUCUGGCAAGGAAUUGAGCAUGACCUGCCAGAUCUACAGAUUCAACAUAGUCCCUGUGGAGAGAAAUGGUUAAAACAUCACCUUCCAGAGAGACAUUCUGGAUCCUCUCUGGAGCAAUUCUUAUGGAAUGCUCAUCUACAGGCGCGAUUGCAUCAUUCACCUGCAGGAUAGUCACGUCAGGUGACUGACUAUUUCUAAAAUGUACCUCAAUUGAGUCAGGUCUUUCUUCUAUCACAUGGCAGUUACGAUCAGAUUGUACAUGUGAUUUCUCAUAGGUUAUGGGAACCUUAGCUUGUGACCAUACAAUUCCAUUCACACAGUCAAUAAUCGUGUUAAGUCUUCUAAGUAUGUCUAUACCCAGAAUCAGUCGGUCAUAGGGGAGAUCUACCACUAUCACCGGGUGUCUAAAGGUUUUGUUACCUAUUUUAAACUUUAACCAUGUAUUGCCAAUAACAUGAAGGGCAUUUCCUCCUACACUCAACAGAGCAUUGGGGAAACCUCUUAGCUUCGGCUUAUCCGUUGCUAAGUCCAUUACCUGCUGGAAGUAGGUAUUGGAUAAGAUAGUGGCUUGUGAACCAGUAUCUAUUAACCCUUUAAAAGGCUGGGGUAACGAAUCCUGUAUUUCUACAGACAUGUAGUACCUUCCUUCAUGUUCUUCUAAUUCACAUAAGAAUUUAGAAUGUGUCAACAUAUUACUCGUUUUCCAUACAUUACCGGUCACAGCAGUAGUUUCUACCUGUACUGAGGAAUGCUCAGUCUUACCCACAGGCCCAUCCUUUUUAGGAACAUCUUGAACUAUUAAGCGGGAACUAGUGGUCGGCAUCUCAUCAGUUAACCCUUUCAGGUCUGGAUCCUGGAAACUUGUGGCUGCUGGGGCUAUUUUAGCCUUUGGCUGAAAUGAAAAAACAGAGGAACACGUCGCGCCUCCUUCACCCGGAAGUGAAGUGACGGGAUAGGCAAUAGGUUUUCUAACACAACUAUUGUUUAUUUGACUGUUAUUACCUGGAAAGGAAACAGGGUUAGGCAUUACAUCUACUGAUAACCUAGCCUGUUUAGUCACAGUGGCUAUUAUUGCUGCGGCACCUGUUGUUGUUGCUGCGGUUGCACAGGUAGUUCUGCAAUUGGAGCUAUCCCUAAAAAAGGAUUUCUGGCAAAGACUUGGUUAAUCUUUGUCAUUCCCUCCAUUAAUUUGCCCAUCUGGUCUGUCAAUUGACCAACCUGACGACGCAAAUUAUUUCCCCCAUUGCCGUUUUGUCUUUGCCCAUUAGAAUUUGGCUGGGAUGGCUGAGACUGUUGGGAGUUAUUGGAAGCAGAUUGGUUGUUUCUGUUUCCAUAUCUCCUAUUUCCCUGAGGAUUCCUUCUCCAUUGGGAAUUGCCUUGGUUCUUAUUUACCCAGGGGCGUUUAUUCCCAUUGGCAUUGGAUUUUUCAGAGUUAUUAGAGGAAUUUGCAGAAUUGCUUCUGGCGUUUUCCUGUUUCUGAGGUUUUGGAGUUUUCAAAACCUCGGAAUAGGUCCUCUUUUUCUGUUGGGUUUCUAGACCUAACUGAAUUUUAGUCUCUGACACCAUUUUAUCACCAGGUUUCUUAACCUUUGGCUGAUUUUCGUCAUGUGCAUGGUGUAUAGUGUACAAUUUCAUGCACUGACUGACUAGCCAUUCUAAUGGUAACUUACAAUCGUAAUCUCUUGCGAGAUUCAUUUGUAUGUUUACUGGCAUGGCAUGAAAAUACAGAUCUUUGAAGUCUGUGCUUUCAUACCUGGGUUUCCUUUGGGCCACGGAGUAUGCAUUUUUAAGAAUUAUUAAAAAUUCUCUGGGGCUUUGAUCUGGACGGCACUUUAAGUUAUAAAGCGCCUUCUUUGCAGAGGCAAUGGUUUUAUACUUACCAUAUUCCAUGAUUAUUUCAUAUUUCAUCUUGGACCAGGACAUUAACUGUAUAGCUUGAAGACUUUCUAGAUAAACACGGCACAUUGAAUCAAAGGUCCAUGUAAUGAACCAUUUCUUAUGAAUGUCAUCAUACAUGCCCAAUGAAUUCAUUGCUCUAUCAUAAUUUUCCAGAUGUUCAGAUAUGUUUCCUGAACCUCUAGAAAAUUGUGGGACAGUCUCUCUAAGGAAUUUGAUGACCUUUGGUGUUUCAUAAACAGGCGUCGUUGAUUUACGAUCUCUGUUUCUGUGUUUGGGUAAACGUCUAUGCGAUCUGUCUGCUGAAGAGGAAUUAGACCCAUACAACAGCGCAGAUGGCAUAUCAGUUACAUGGCCUUCAGAGUGGAUAGUGCAAUCACUUUCACUCCCAUCACUCUGAGCUUCUUGUUCACUGUCACAAUUCCGAUCAGCAUCAGAAUUCUGCCAGUGAACAGAACCAUGUCUGUUUUCAUUCCUAUCACCUUGAAUCUGAUUCCUUCUGUCAAGCAUGGCCAGGACAGUCUUUUCAAACUGUUCUGCCCAAGAUUGCCAAGAAUCUACAGGUGUUUUCUCAGAAUUACUCACAUCUUUUCUUAGAGACUGUUUUAUGAAAACCUGGUCUGGUGUGUGAAUAUCAGGAAAUUGAAAAGAAUCACUUGGGUCUUUUCCCAGUAAUCCUUCACUUCCCUUUUGAUAUUCAUCUAGCUGCAUCUGUAUCUGUUUUAUCUGUUGAUCAUAAUCAUCCACCAUUUUGUUCAUUCUUUCCAGUUUAUUCAAAAGGUCAGAGUUUAGAACCUGAAGGAGAUUAUUUUCAUCAGACAAAGUUUUGAACCUUCCUUGUUCGAGCACCAGGUCUUUCUGACACUCGUCCAAUUUACGUUCUAUCUCAUUAUGCUUUUUUAACAUAAUAGAAUAACCCAAUAUGAAAAACGGGCAUGAGUUGGUAACAGAUCGCAUUGUAGACUCUUCAUCUAUAUGGCUAAGAUAUUUAACCAUAGGUGAAUCAGCCGAUCUAUCAUGAAUCGAAUCAUCAACCUGUUUUUUUAUUUGGAGUAUCCACUCUGGAUAAUCAACUUUAAUAUUUAGAUACUGAUAUAUGAUGCUUAAGGGAAAACCUUGCAUUUCCGCUAACUUCUUCCCAUUCUCUGAUUGAGAUGAAGCGCUAGAUUCAGCCAUAUUUCUAUACAGUGAUUUAAUCUCAAUACAAAACUCUUUUCUAUAUCAAGAUUAAAUUGCAUGAAUUACACCAAUAUUAUUAUUAUAUAUGAAAUACAAUUUCAACUUAAACGAUCUCAGCACCGUGCCUCCAAUAUGUGGGGAUAUUUAUGGGAUAAUAAUAGUAACAGUGAGAAUUGCCCACUAAUUCAAUUCUCAGAUCCCAAAGAACGUUUAUCGUGUUAAGUGGAAUGUAUUUCAUAUAAUAAUAUCACAAUGUAUAAAAAUAGAUUUUUAUUUAUAAUGACAAAUUAAUAAUAAUAAUAUUAUAUAACAUGCGUGACAAUAAUCAAUGAAUAUUCAGUAUAAAAUGGUAUGCAAUACAAAGGAAUGGGUAUUACGUUUCAAUGGCUAUUAACUCAUUAUCUGUCAAGACUUCUACGAUUUAUGAGGUAUCCUUAACACAGGCUGAAAGUGAAACUUUUCACACAGAGAACAGAAUUCCUCAGAGUGCAGCGUAAGGUCGUAAAGUUUAGCAGACAGUUAGAAUAACCCUUUCAAUGCUGGCUAGAUCUCCUAGGUAGUUAAGAUCUAUUCUUAUGUAAUUUUUAAAUAAAAUAACAUUUAAACCAGUUCAUUAGCCAUUUCCUGAAAACAAUCCAAUAAGAGAAUCUACAUAUUAUAUAAGCAGAUUUUUAAUUUGUCUAAAAGAUAUCUAUCUUAAUUUAGAGCAAAUCAAUACACCUGGAUAAAAACAGCGGUAUGCUAACACGUGAUAAUAUCACAUCAAUAUAUAAUUAUUCUUAAUUCCACCUGCAGAAUGGAAUAUUUAUAACUAUAUAUUCUUAGUUAACUAAGAUUUCUUAAUAUGGAAAUCUGACCGUGCUUUAUCCAGUCAUAUAUAAUGCUAUUAAUACAUUUUAAUUAAUUUAAUUUAAUUAAAUGAAACCAGUAUAAUUACCAGUUGAGUAGAUAUUUCAUCCGAUUGGUAGUCUCAGGAAUUUAUUUGGAUGUGUCUCUGCAUGGAGGUUGGAGUCCCCAAACUUCCAAUUCCUCUCUUUUCCCUCCUUUGCAUAUCUUGCAUCUGCCUCCUUCGUCUAUCUCUAUCUUCCCUUUGUCUUAACUUUUAAAGGGCCAGACUCUCUGUACGUCAUCAGUUGAUAACCCAAUAGAAGCACUAGAGGUGUGGUUAUCUUCCAGAUCGCAAAUUAGUUAUUUGGUCUGUAGAGGGCAGUCUUGUCCCACUAAACAUACCUAUCCAGGAAAGAGUUAACUUUUCCUGGUGGCUAUUUUGACGUCAUUUUGGCCUAUCUAGAUAGUGGCUAUAACUUACGUAUCCUUCAAAGAUCAAAGGGGUUCUUAAAUUUUGUCCAGACUAUGUGUCUGCAAAUCUGCUAUAAUUUCUGAUAUGACAGAUCAUGAACUAAGUUUACCCUUUUCCAUACAAUGGUACCUUAUAUAUAUAGACAGUUAAAUAUUAAAUUAUUUAAUCUUCUCUGUCACAAUUGUCUGGGUUUAGAUUUGAUUAUAUUCCAUUAGCAUUAGACAGUCUGUCCAACCCCCUUCCUUAUCACUUGUCUUGUAUAUACUAUGCAUUCCUCAGCUCUGGGAAAGUGGUUAGCUUACAGAUAGAAAUACUGUGUCUCUUUGUUAACUUGAAAUAACAAAAUGGAGUCUGGUCUGUUCAGAGUGACUCAGAAUAUACACUUUUAGUUUCUAUCAUAGCACAAAAUGUCUGCCGAUAUAAAUACUCUGACAAGGGGAGAGUGUAGUGGUUUUAAAGUAGCUUCUGUCUCUCUCCCAUCAGGCUGCCUGUGUGUGCCUCCUCUACCACCAACUCCCUCUCUCUUCACAUGGUGCGCUCUUUAUGUAACUGGAAGGACGUGAUCAUCACUUCCUCCAUGCUGGCAGGUAUUACAGGGGCCGGUCGCGACUUUAAAGGGCCGCGGCACCCAACCGGGUUACUGUUAAGCGAUAAAACAACCAUACCCAUAGAGUGGCCCUAAGUCCAUAGCGUCUGUGCGGUAGUUCCACCACUGGUAUUGACUAUCCACUGACUUCAGGUGGAAGGGACUUUCAAUCACUUUUUUCAAUUUGUAUUAAAGGACCACUAUAGUGCCAGGAAAACAUCCUCGUUUUUCUGGCACUAUAGUGCCCUGAGGGUGCCCCCACCACUGGGCUGAAUGCGCACGCGCGGCAAGAGCUGCGCACGCAUUCAGGCUGUCACAUAGGAAAGCAUUCAUAAUGCUUUCCUAUGGACGCUGGCGUGCUCUCACUGUGAAAAUCACAGUGAGAAGCACGCAAGCGCCUCUAGUGGCUGUCAAUGAGACAGCCACUAGAGGAAAUAGGGGAAGGCUUAACCCAUUCAUAAACAUAGCAGUUUCUUUGAAACUGCUAUGUUUAUGAAACAAAUGGGUUAAACCUAGCUGGACCUCGCACCCAGACCACUUCAUUAAAGGACCACUACAGUGCCAGGAAAACAUACUCGUUUUCUCUGGCACUAUAGUGCCCUGAGGGUGCCCCCACCCUCAGGGACCCCCUCCCGCCCGGCUCUGGAAAGGGGUAAAAACUUACCUUUUUCCAGCGCUGGGUGGGGAGCUCUCCUCCUCCAAUCCUCCUCUUCUCCUCCCCGUCGGCUGAAUGCGCACGCGCGGCAAGAGCUGCGCACGCGCGGCAAGAGCUGCGCACGCAUUCAGCCGGUCACAUAGGAAAGCAUUCAUAAUGCUUUCCUAUGGACGCUGGCGUGCUCUCACUGUGAAAAUCACAGUGAGAAGCACGCAAGCGCCUCUAGUGGCUGUCAAUGAGACAGCCACUAGAGGAAAUAGGGGAAGGCUUAACCCAUUCAUAAACAUAGCAGUUUCUCUGAAACUGCUAUGUUUAUGAAAAAAUGGGUUAACCCUAGAAGGACCUGGCACCCAGACCACUUCAUUAAGCUGAAAUGAUCUGGGUGCCUAGAGUGGUCCUUUAAACAAAACAAAAACAUUGAUUAAAUUACGUGUUUAGUUUUCAACUGUAAGAAGGUCCCUGAAAGGCAAUUAUGAAACUCUGGUACUGGUUGUGGUCUGAAACUGAACUUGACAAGCAUAGAAUUGGGUUGCUUAAAAGUAAGUGGUACUUAAAUAGGCUUAAAUAGGCUUUCAACACAAACCCCCUCCCAACAUGUCUGACAUGUCCUGCUGUUUCAAUUUAGUACCCUGGUGUCCAGCAGGUGAUAUGCAGGAGCACUAGGACACUGCAGAAAGCGCUACAGCACACGCUUUAGAAGGCUAGCCAGAUAAGCCCCUUCGGUGGUUGGGUCCGGACCCAUUUUGGGUCAAACUACAUUUAUUUCAUUAUGUGUCUGUCGGUCCAUGUAAAAAAAAAAUAUACGGUGUGUGAUAUCCAAAACAAUGCUUAUUUUUUGUCUGAUUUAACAAAACAAAAAAAUCUAAAUUGAAAAAAAUGUUUACUCCUCACAAGGAAUUGAACCCUUCCAAAGUGUAACAGAACUCCAAUACCAGCACUUUGUGUCCGCUUAUAAUGUGAACAUUAUUCUCAGUACUGUGUGUGCCUACUGAAGUAGUAUGGGUGUGGUAUUCCUGUCAUUUAAGCCCUGCAGCUGCAAACAUUGCCGUUUCAGGCGGUCACAUAGGAAAACAUUCCUGCAGUUUCAUGAGGAUGUCCAGCUUUGCAUGAGGAUGUCCAGCAUCUUCUAAAUCCCCAUAAAAAAAACAUUGACUUAAUGCUUUCCUAUGAAGAAGGCCUGAUGCGCACCGCUUGCCAUGCAUGUGCAUUUGGUGUCCCCUGUUGACUGAUGUUGGAGGAUCUCAAAAACAGUUUUGUACUCAUAACACUAUAGAGUUCCUUUAUAACAGCAAUGUGUCCCCCAAUCCCAGUGUGUGUCUAUUAAAGCAUACUCCCAGAGUAUCCCAGGUACAACUUCAUAAUUGUAUUUUCAGGUCAUCAUUGUUAAAAAUUUUAGAUUUUUCUGUGCUGAGCAUUCAGAAAAUUUUAGACUUUAGAAAAGAGUAGCGGCAGCUGCUGUCUUGGUGUGUAACUCCCACUAAACACAGGUAGACUAGGACAUGAAUUCCCUUGUGUUGCUCAAACUCCAACUUCAAUAUAUCAUACCAAAUGAAAGAUAUUUGAAGGACCUCUUAAGUCACCCAGUCCACUUCAUUUCAAGUUUUAACCCUGCAAAGUAAAAUACUGCAGCUUUGUAGAAAUCAUUCACAGCUUUAUUGUGACUCACAAUUUAAAAACUAAAACCGUCUGCUCAUGUGGAGUUUCUAUGUCUGCCUUCUUUACAUUUUGACGCAGUUUGCCCACGUAGGCUUCCUGUGGACUUCCAUGUUCAUGCUGGUCUUCCAGGUGCUUCUGUUAGCUCUUCUGUAGUAAACCCUGCGGUGUAGGGCAAACUUAUUUACUGAGAACAUCAUUACAUCACUCUCAGCCUAUAACUUAGCCCAGAGAGAGCGAGCUCCAGGCUGUCGUAAAGGCACCGUUAGCAAAUGGUUUGUCUACUUACAGUGGGGGAAGAGCCACAGCACUCCUGGCACCAUGAGCACAAAUGCUCUCUGUAGUGGUUAUCGUGCUUGUAGUGUUCCUUUAACACUGAAUCAUUUGCUGGGAUGUAGCGCUCAACAUGGCUAACCACAUCAUCCUUCAGAGGCAACAGAGCAGGAGGCAACACUUCCUUCAAUACUACAAAUAGGGAAAUGGUUUAAAAAAAAAAUAAAAUAAUAAUAAAUAAAAUAAACCCAACCUCCACCCAAAAACAAAUAAAUAAAAACAAAUAAUCCUAAAUAAACAAAAUAAAUAAAAAAUAAAUAAAUAAAUAAAUAAAAUAUAUAUAUAUAUAUAGAAAAUAAACCCAACCUCCACCCCAAAACAAACAAAUAAAAUAAAUUAAAAAUAAAAUCCUAAAUAAACAAAAUAAAUAUAUAAAAUAAAUCCUUAUUAGGUGAUUGUCUCAGUGUGGAAUCACAUUUGUCUUAGUUACCAAUAAACAAGUCUUCCUGCUCUGCCUCACUGUACACGACCCUCCCAUAGCAACAGACCCCUAGCAACAGACCACGAGCGCAGCUCUCCCAGGCCUGUAUCCCCAUGGCAACCAGGGAAUCCUACCCUCGGCGUUACCAUGUCCCCGCGAGGCGGGCCUUCCUGCCAGGGGGGGUGACGUCACCACCCGCCGCCGUGACCCCGGAAGCAGUAAGCCCGUGCUGUUGUUGGGCUUCCGGAACGCCGUUCGCUCCUGUCUGGCUGCGGCCUCGGUGUUUGUUUGUUUCCCCCCCCCUCCUGUUAUUGUUUCGGUGUAGCGGUCCUGGGAGGUGAGUGACAGCUAGUUAUAAGACCCCUCCCAGACGCCUGGAGUGUGACGUCAGAGCUCCCCUCUCCGGGUGACGUCAGAGGUGUUAAAGCGUUCACCCCCUCUCCUGCAGGCUGAGCUGUGUGUGAGGUCACUGGGGGCUGUGUCUCUCUAUGGCAGGGGUCCUCACACUCCGGGCCCCCCGAGAUAUCGCUGAACUACAACUCCCAUCAUUCUCUGGCUAUCUAUGUAAUUCAAAGAAUCAUGGGAGUUGUAGUUCAGCAAGAUCUGGGGGGCCGGAGUGUGAGGAUCCCUGUUCUAUGGCUUGACUUGUGAUUAUUGUAUAUUAAUUAGAAAUGACACAAUUAUGAGAUUGCUCCCCAUUUUCAAGUGCACCAGAGAGCACAUGCAAAUAUAAUGGUACCCUUAUUAUUUAUAAGGCGCCAACAAAUUCCAUAGCGCUGUACAAUAGGUGGAUUAACAGUCAGGGAUUUGCAAAAAGACAAGUUGGACCAACAGGAAGGGAGGGCCCUGCUCAAACAAGCUUUCAUUCUAGAGGGAGCAGAGUAAAGUGGCACAAGAAGGACGGGUAGGAGGUAUUUCAUGCACGGGAAAAAGUAGGUUAUUAGAAUAGUAUACAAUGAAGGGUGAGUUUUUUUUUUUUUUAUGGAUGACAUACUUGCAGCAGAGGAAGCAGGAAGGUAGGAUACCAAGGGGCGGGGGAGGGAAAGCUAUUAACAGUUUAAGUGAUAUACAUAUAACAGGAAACAUGCAAUUCAAUUUAUAAAUUGCUUUUUUGGGGGGUAAUUCUAAGUUUUUAUUGUAUGAUUUUUCAUAGAAAAGAUACAUAGAGAAGGGAUUCGGCCGGAGAAGUUCCCCGUCACUUCAGCAAGGUUCACAUGGAAUAGCGGUAUUAAAUAUUCAACUCGAUAAAUUACAGAAACAGUUUCAGAUAUCACAGAGCAAAUAUGAUAAGGUAUCAUUAGCACAUGACCGGAAGACAUUUCGGUAUCGAAGAUGCGGUCUGAUGAUAUUUGACUGGCCUUCCACCCGUCUAUCUGUGUUUUGGUGUCCAUGUGCAGUAUGGUAGAGCAGGGAUGACAUUCAGGGUUUUUACCAGUACCUCAUCGUGGCACGGCCGGACUCAUAGUGGAGUGAUCAGACUGUUUUAGCGUUUAUUUCAGGUAUAGGUGUGGAUAAAGAGCUUGUGGAAUGGCCUCCCACCUCGUCUUCCAUCACACUCCUAGUGUGACGAGUGUAAGUCACUGUUGGCCUAUGCUUUACCCUGUGCUACAUCCCACACUCCUACAUCCUGUUCCCCAUCUCCUGCCCUGGUCUACGUAUUGUGUAGAUUUAGUCAUCACAGUAAGUUCCAUUCCCUCCACCCACCACUCCCGGUCAGUCCCUCAGCAGGUUUUGGUACGUAUAGAAAGUAUUUUUGAUAAUGCCGAUUCCGAAUAUAGCGUUAGUUGAAAUAGUUAUAAAUUGAUUUUUAUGGCUAUUUGAUUGAAGGUAGGGGGUUGCAGUUGUUUUAAAGAAUCUCAGGCUGGUAAGAUUUAAAUAAUAUUUACAGGCAGGUAACUCCAUGUAUACAUGUGGUUCUGUAGGAACAGUUUGCCCACCUUUGCUACCAUUCAGUUCUAGAGGGAUGUUUAGAACAACCAGUGUCAUAAUAUGCUCAUUUCACUUUAGGGACACCGGCCCUGUAUAGUACUUCAGGUUGUUAAAGUUUGUUAGAGGUCAGCUAUAUUCUCACUCUGACCUAUUUUACAAAAGUACAUCUGAAAUGAGAUGGUUUCCUUCCUCGCUUGCUUUGAACUGUAGUUCAAAGCAGAAAUGCUUUUCAUGAUGAUUAACAUUGUUGACAGAUUACAGUAAUUCCUGUGCAGGCACUGUGUUCCAAUGCUUCUCUAUGAGAAGUAUCUUAUUGGACACAAGCCAUCUGAUGAUUUCACAGGAGGCGGACAUGUCUGCCACAAGGAGACACACCUAGUGCUAGAAUAAAGAUGGGUUUAAGAGGACCUGUCGUCUUUUUUUUUUUUCCUUUGGAUUUCUUUUCCUUAUGCCACCUGUAUUGUAAUGAUUAUACUCCCCUCCUUGCCACUUGCCUUUUGUUUAUAUUUAGUUCCAUUUUAUUUUCCUCUGUCCAUCUUUAUUUUAUUUUCCCUUCUGUGAGACUAAUUUUACUGAUGUAUAUUGGGUACAUUUGUUUGGCAACUGAAACACAACCUUGCUUUAAGCUCCGCCUAUUUUCAAGUUUUGUCAACCUGACUGUUAAAGGGACACUGUAGGAACCCAGACCACUUUGGGUAAUUGAAGUGUCCUGUGUCCCUUUUGCAUUUAGUGUUGCAAUGUAAAACAUUAUAGUUCCAAGUCUGCCCUCUGUGGUUGUCUAACAGACAGCCACUGGGGGCGCUUCCGGAUUCGUAACAGACUUUUGGUCCAUUAUCUGACGCUGGACGUCCUCACGGACCUCCAGUGUCAGAUUUCCCCCAUAGGAAAGCAUUAUUCAAUUGCUGCGCAUGUGCAUUAGGUCUCCCCCUGCUGGCUUGGGAGGAGCGUGGGCAGAUUGGAUUUAGGUAAAUUUUAACCCCUUCAGCGACAUGGGAUGUGGGGCGGGAGGGAAGGGGGCACUCCAGGAUUCUCUAGUGCCAGGUAAACGGGUUUGUUUUACUGGCACUGGAGAAUCCCUUUAAACUUGAAGAAAAGUAGUCUCUACUUUAUUUUAUAUAUUUUAUGAAAACUAGAGCAUUUAAGAAAUACAGAGGUUCAGACACAGGGGGCUAUAUAGAUUAGACAAAGUUUAAUUUUGGUGACAGAGCCGCUUUAAUGCCUCAACAGGGGAGGUUGCCUGCAAUCUAAUGAGUUUAAGAAACACUCUAAUUUAAAAAAACCCAAAACUUAUUUUUGUAAUUCGUGUUCUUUCUUCAAAAAGAUAUACCUCUUAUGAAUGUGAAUACACAUUCUUCUCACUUGUUUUGGGUUUAUCAGAGACCAAUCUUUUCUUACAACAACAAAACUUAAUAUGUUUUAUCUCGUCAUAAAUAAUUUAAUUAAUAUGGAAUGAACUCCCUCUCCAGACAUGACAGGCAUAGUCUCACCUCCCUUAUAAUUAGUUUUUACAUACAACAUGCUUCCUGGAGACUGUUCUUAUCUUUGUGAUUAUAUGCAGUACCCUAAAAGAGCAGAUCUAAAGUGCGUAGAAUUUGUAUGCGACAACAGGUAAAUUGAUUAAGGUUGUUAACGUAUAGAUUUAUUUUUUGUUUUCUUCAGCGCUUUGCAAUAUUAUGAAAAGGGGGAAAUAUUACAAUAAAUAAAAAAAUUACACAGUGACACAGGAACAAUAGGUAGAUGAGGACACUGCUCAAACAAACUUACAGUCUAGAGGAGGUGGGGUACAAAAACACAAUAGGGAAGUAAGAGAGACAGCCACCAAACAAGGUGGAAAAGUAGUAGUACUUAUCACGUAUUGGACGUGAUCAGUAAACGUAAUGAGUAUUUGGAUACCUAGGUAUGUUGCCAUCCUAAAUAUUAAGCCACAGUGUGUAUAUUUCAGGUAUGUAUACUUCCUACAUGCCAAACACAGAGCAAGUCUAUCUUGUGUUCUUCCCAACAUCAACAUUAGCUAAUUAGUUUCAAUCUCCUAAUGAUAGACUUCUCUUCUUGUCCAUUCUUCUGGCAAUUGCCGCGCAUGCGUUGAUGGUCCAUCAAUGCAUCUUUGUGUGAAGCAUUUGAUUGGACCUUGACCAAGAAAAAGAUGACGCACGGUGACUGCAGAGGGCAAUGGGUGGAGCGGAUCAGGGAAUAACCUGACCUGACAGUGAAUUCAAGGUAAUUAUUUAGCUAUUUUACAAUUUUAAAAAACUAAACCAGUGAGUGAAAAUAAGGCAAAAAUAUAAAUAUAUUAGAGUAACUUUUUAAAGUUGCGUUGUGAAUUGGCUUCUCGUAUAUAAAUACAAGUGGUGGUGGUAAUCCAUGAAGAGCACAUUAAUUAUAUCUGCUAGGUAGGAGAAUGAAUGUCGUAGAUAAUACAUUAAAAUAUACGCAAAACGAGAAAUUAAUAAAGAAAAAAAAACAAGGAUACUCCCAUGAUACUCUCAUUUGAAGAUUAUGCAUGUUCUGUAAGUCUAUGAGCCCUGCAGCUUAAAGAACUGUGAUUUUUAUGGUAGUGAGUUCUCAUUCUCUUAGCCCAAUAAAAAGAAAUAAAAGAAUUUCCUGGAAUGAGGAAAGCAGCGGAAAUAAGUGUGGAACACUAUUAUCCCUAGAGCACUUCCAUACCUAGGUGCAGCAUCGUCACACAAUACUCUGGGUUAUCUUUGAUAAAUGCUGAGAAAGUGACCUACAAGUGCCCUUGUGUCUGUGUGCACAGCACCAUGGAAGUCAAGGUCCAUGGAAGUCAAGGCCCUUACUGUGUUCUGAGAAUGUGGCAUAUGAUGCUUUUUGUAAAACAAGAGUUUGUUCAAACCGAAAAGUAACUCAGCCAUUCAUGAUGCUUAUUUAUUUUCUACAGUGGUUUAGGACACAACAAGUCUUUUUCCUUGUUUUAACUUAACCUAGGUCUUGCGCCAAAUAUUUGGCAAAUAUUUAUUUCCUGAUUUCCAUAAAUCGCAAGAAGCAUUGGCUUGACAGCUUCUGGGGUUUGCUACAGUUGCACUAUGUGUCCAUAGUUCUUCUCUACGAGAAGUAUCUGAUUGGGCAAAAGUCAUCAGUCUUGAUAGAAUAAUGGUGAGUUUAAUUGCAUUUUUUUUAAUUAAGAAAAACAAAAAACACACAAAAAGAGCCCAAUAUUCAAAACAAAAUAUAAACAUGUAAUUAAAAAAAAAAGAAGAUAAUUAGUGUUUCAUUAAAAGAGUACUCUAAACACCAUACCCACAACAGUUAUGAAGCCAUUGACUUUUUAUUUUAGGUUUGUUCGUGAAUCAUUAGAUUUGUAUUUUUACCAUAAAUUAAAGGAAUAUUUCAAGCACCUUAACCACUACAGUGUGCUGCUGUGGUUAUGGUGCUUGUUGAUCCCCCUCCUCAUUAUAAGUAGUCAAACUACUUGAAUAAUUAUCUUGGGUAUAUUUUCUGCCAGUUUUUGGUCACUGUCUCUUCUAUACCUGUAAGAGCUUCCUAUAGCUCUCCUAAGCUAAGCCCUGCACCAUUGGACUUAGCUCAAAGCACAGAGCUUCUGGCUCUCUAUAGAGCCAUUGACCAUUGCCUGGCAGCCAGAGGUAAGAAGUCCCAACUAUUACUAAACAGAUGGGUUACUUACAUGAAGGAGUAGAUGGUAGGGCACAUCUCGGAUCAAAACCAUUAUAGUGCACUUUAUAAUCAAUAAAUUUGAUAAUGUUUUAGUUCUAAAUCUGACUAAUAGAGAAACGUAUUUGUUAGGCAUAAAUAAACCACUUGAGGGAUUAUUAUUAAAGGGACACUAUAGUCACCAGAACCAUUACAGUUUAAUGCCUUUCCCUGCAGGCCUUUUAAUGUAAACGCUGCCUUUAGAGAGAAAAGGCAGUGUUUACAUUACUGUCAAGUAACACCUUCAGUGGCAGUCACUCAGACCACCAAUAGAGGUGCUUCUUAUCUCAGUGUUUCUCAGUGUGCAGCGCCUACAGUCUGUCACGAUUCCGGAACCUAACACGCUAACAGGUCACAGAGAGGAAGGAUGCUAUACCGGUCCUUAGAGUGGCCGGGCUAAGCACACUAAGAAUAGUCAGGAGACAAGCCAAGUAAAGGGAGCCAGAAAACGAGAGAACGAGAAACAAGCCGAGGUCAAAGGAGUGGAGAAUACGGGAAAAUCGGAAUAACGAGCCAAAUAAUCAGUAACCAGAGAGAAACACGAGCAAACUGCAAUACAGGUAUCACAAGACCACAGCAGGGCACUGAGAGACAGGAAAGGUAAGUAUAAAUAUCCUUUGCUUAAUUCUGAUUGGAUAACUUCCAAUCAGAAUUAACAAUCACACAUGGGAGAUAUCUACGCCUCCCACUGUGAUUGUGGUACUGUUGCUUUAACGCCGGGUCACGUGAGUGACCCCGGCGUUUGCAUAAAAGUGCGACCUCCCAGCGUGCAGCGUUAUACAUGCUGCCGCUGGGAGGCGUGGAGGAGGAUGCGAGCGGCGCGCAGCGGAGGGGAGACGCCGCUCGCCGACAGGUAGGAGGAGGGGAGACCCCUGACACAGUCAGCUUUUCCACGCACUGCAUGGAGGCACUGAACACUCACCAUAGAUGGUAAACUCUGUGAGGAGUUGCUGAUUGGCGCAUUUUGCCGCGCAUGAACAAUAGUCUUCCAGUGCUUUCUAAUGGGAUGGAGAAAAGGUAACUUUUGGAAUACCUUUUCACUGCUAUCUGAGGAGUGCUGGUCCCCUAAACAGACACUCCAACACUAUAGUGUUCCUUUAACUCAUAGUAAAAAUGUUAGACCUGGCCAGUGGUUUAACUGUGAAGUUGAUGCUCCUGCACCCAGCACUUUCCUCUCUGCACUGCAGUAUGAAGAGUGGUUUGCUGGUGAUAGGCUGAGAACGUCAAAUGAUGCGCUCGGCCAACUCUCUGCCUAUUGUGUGCCCAUUGAGAGAAAUAGUACUUUUAAAAAAUGUUUAAAAAUUAUUUUUUGGGGUUCUUUGUACGUUGCAUUUUUAAAGUGCUGUUUUACAUGUUUGUUUGUGUAAAAUACAUAUAUGGUACUAAGAAUUGAAGCAAUUUGAACUGUUUAUUUUCUCUGACACUUGCAAUCGGCCAAAUAAAUUCUUUGUUAAUUUUAUUUAAAUUGGUGUAGGCCAAAAUUUGUGUAAACACUCUUUUAUCUAAUGAUGGUAAACUAGUUACAAAGGCAUGCUUCCUCUAUGGUACAGAAUAGUCUAGUCCAUUUCUUAUUGUUAAACUUAUCUGAAAAUAACUGUUAAACAAACAGGUAUAUUUAACAGAGUUUUCAUUUGCUUGGAAAUUAAAAGCAUGCAGUGACAGCCAAUUUGCACCAAAACCACUUUAUUGCUUUAGCAAUUCUGGUGCAGAAAGUGUCCCUUUAAAAGAUAGGUGCUAAUAUUGAAUAAAGUAGUUUCAUAUAUUUUUACUAGACUAUAAGGGUGUUGUUUGAGAAGAUUUCAUGGAAGCUGCACGCCAUGUGCAUAUUAUAACAUGUUAAGUGAAGAUAUUGCACAGGCAUGUUGGCUUCAUUGAAGUUAGGCUUUCUACAUGUGUGAAGACGCUUUGCAUAUAUGUAUUAAAGAUGCCAUUUACUCAAUAACUCAGAAUACAGAUUAUCAGGUGGUGUAACAGACCGUUUUGCACACAAGGUGUAAAAACCGUUUAGGCGAUCGUCCCCCUUUCCAGAGAUGCAGGCACAGCUACUGUAGAACACCAAAUUCACGAACCGCCAAUAAGGGAAUGCUCCAAACUCCCGAACGGCAUCCAAUAUAGCACUCCAAACACACGAACUGGAACCAUACGACUCACUGCUAGCAGACGAAUAGGAAAGCAUCCAAGCGGCUUACACUCCUAGCAAUCAGUCUCUAUCAGCAUUCAGUAAACCGCCCCCAAAGACGAGACAAGGCUCCGUAUUGUGUGUCAAGCAGUGGUCUGUUUAAUGAGGGCUACCUGCCCAGUAUUUAUGCAGGUCUCCCACCUGGUGGACAGUCCCGUAGGGGACCAAAUGGGAGACUGUGACAAAAGACAGACAAGUAGACAGGACACACAGUCACAUUGUAUUCCCACGAUGCAUCCUGGCUUCCUCCCCUCUGCCUUGGAGAUAAUUAAGAAGUAAUUCAAUUAUCUCCCAAGACACAGGCAAAUCGCCAUUAUGCACGUGCGGAUACUAAAACAGGAAUUACUGUUAAAAUACACCAUGUAAGACACAUUACAAUAAAACUAUACAUUUAACAUGUCCCCAGAUAGCUCAGGUCUGAGCGCACAUUAUUAGGCGAAUGGCGCUCAGAUUACACGAAUACAGUUCAGUCGCUAUGGAGCCAAAGUCUUUACACAGUCAGUUCUCAUGCGAAUGGGCUCCAUGGGAUUCCUAUCUGGGGUAUAACAUAGACAAGUAAAACUACCGAACACUGGCCGUUCGUGUACUUCCACCGAACAAGAAGGGAGGUCGGCGGCUUCAGCGGUGUUCGCGCAAAACUGUGUCCGAUUUUAGUUCCAUGAAUUAAGCGUCGAACACCGCUGUACAUUCGCAUGUUUCAAAUGGCCGCGACUUCGUGAUAGGAAUGGCGGCCACCCAGCAUUCGCCAAUUAAGCUGCGGUUAACCGCAGCUUCAGGGAGGUUAAUUGGCGGCACACUCCAGCUCCCAGGUGGUCUAUUCAUUUGUGCGGUUGUUCGGUAGAUUGAAUCUACUGAACCCCAGGCAGAAAAUCACGAAUAAGUCUUUUCUGCCGGGAAAAAGAUGUCUUUUAACAUGGGGUCAUAAUCCAAAGGCAGCAGGCGAGCAACCAGGCUUCUCCAAUGCAAUGUGGCGAGAUUGCUCUCGUCACAGGUGGUAUCUGAGUUCCAUGCCUGCUCAUAAAUAACACUGCUCAUUAUGUGAUAGUAGUGCUUGCUUAGACUUUUAGUGCUUUUCCCUUAGGCAUCCAUUAGUCAUAUUGUUUACCUUAUGGAAUAAUUGAAUUACUUACUGCUGUACUGUAAAAUAGAGUGGUUUGUUUUGUUUAGCAUACUGUGUUAUAGCUUUAAAUAUAAAUCGGGUAGAGAGCAGACGGAAACAAUGAAUUACAUUAAAUUGACUCUAUUUCUAAUGAAACACAAAUCACUUAGCAGCAGUUUGUAUUAAAAAUGCUUGAUUUAUAAUUUUCAUGCUAAUGACAAUAUGAUAUAAGUUAACCGCAAAGUGUACAAUUAAAUUUGAACAGUUUUCAAGUAACGUCUAUGGUUUCCAUGCAGAGAUCGUUUUUCUGAUGCAGCGCAAUGGAUGAUGAAGAGAACCAGGAUCAGCUAAUUAACAGAAACUCCUCACAAGGAAAGAGCCGACGGCAAGUUUCCAUCCUGGCCAGCGAUGAUGGUAAUUCUUACUUUCCAGUGCUAAUCAAACUGUCAUUGUUAUUCACCCACGUGGAACUGAGACAGAGGUUGCAAGUUUUAGCCUUAAAUAGUGGACUAUGAAAAAUUUGCCAUUUCAUGUAUUUUGGCCUCUAAUUUGGUUGCUAAGUUUUGUCAAGCUCUCAGCCUUCACUAGUGACAGCUGAGGAGAAAAGGGCUUUUUUGUUCUGUGGAGGAUUCUGUGGUCUCAUCUGAUCCUCCAUAGAUAUCAGUGUUGCCCUCUCGCGCAUUCGCGAGACUACAGCACUGAUGUCAGCUCCUGGCAGCCAGGAGUUAAAGAGGAUCCUGCAGAAGAAGAUGGAGGCUACGAGGGACAGGUUCAGGUAAGUAAAGCUCACCCUUACCUGCAAUCUUUGCAAAACAUGCUAAGACCCCAGAAGGUGACAGAUGCUUUAAAUCUACACUGUUACUUAUUAAUUUUUUAUUAAGACACAGUCUAAAUAACUACAUAGGCAUGUAAAUUAAAUUUCAAUGCAAUAAAAAGACUACUUUAUUCUUUUUUCAUGAAAAAUGUAGCAGAGUGUGGAACUCUCUUGACCUUUGCCAUCAGCUUAUGACAGGUGGUGGUAGAUGCAAGAGAUGCCUAGGUGAUCUCUUUGCUCAUGUGCAAGAUCAUUACUGGAAGGUAUCACAGUUCCUUCACUAGACCCCUGUAGUAAAGACUAGCCCAAUUUUCUUUCUGUACUGUAUUGUAUUGUAUUCCUCUGCAUCUCUAUUUCCACAUUGGACCUGAGAUUUUCUUUGAUAUUACCUCAUCUGUUCAUAUAUGUGCAUUAUAAAUUGACAGUGAGUGAUUUAAAUUGAGCUUCUUGUUGGCAAUCAACACUUGAACAUGUGUUUUUCAUAACUCAAUAUACCUUUUAUAGACUUCUCCACUCCCCAAUCUGCAAUCUAAACUUAUUGCUGUGUCACAAUUAGACCUUCAACCUGUUCUGAUUGCAGAAUGUUUGUGUUUUUGUGGCAUGUCUGCUUUUUGUACUGUGUUAUCAAACUUUACAGAGUAUAUCAUCCCCCAGCAAGAGAGAACCUCUGUCAAUACAGUAUAUUAAAUAAUGCAUUGGAAAUACACAAAUUAGAUUAAAUUUAAAAAAAUGCUAAGCUCUGAAGUUCAUGUGUUUGCAACAUCCAGCUUUGUGCACUUUUCAGACUAGGAUCCAGCUAAUAUUUGAAAGCCAAUUCUGUGGUUGUUUUCAGUGGGAGUACUGAAUGUAUCCCAUGUACUCCUGACCACUGGAGGAUACUGGGAUAUCUAGUUAGUAUAUAGCAGCAGGCUUAGAAAGUGCAAAUUAAACUUCCACGCAAGCUAACAAAAGUACAUCCAAGUAUCUGUUCAUGUUUGUUUUAUGAGGGAGAAGGACCUGUGACAUACAUGGGGGUAGGGGUGAUAGGCUUAUAGAUGCAGUGAUUUUUUUUUUUUUUUUACGAAUUCGUGUAGCUGUAAAAAAAAUAAAGAGAUGAGGUUUCAUUGUGCCAAAACGUGUGUCGUGGAGUGUAGACUAUUUUUUUUUUAGUGCAUCUUUUAAAUGUGGGAUUUUCUGUGAUUUUGCAGCAUUGACAGGUUCUCAUUAUUGGAAUAACAGGUUUUGUAGUGCAGUAUGUUUGUUUGCUCACUUAUAGUGUAUGUGGUAUAUUAGGCCAAAAUAGAGAAGCCAGUCAAAACGGAUGUGUGACUGUUCAAGGAGAGGCAGUUUAAUGACAUUGGCUAUUGCCACUGCAUAUUUUGAUAACUUAGCUUCUUUAUCACUGGUUCCAGAAAAGAGGUAUUAGUUAACCUUUUAUUGAAAAUAUUCCUUUUAUGUUUAUAAUGUUUAGUUGUUUUGGGAAUCAUUUCACUCUAUUUAGUCUUUAAAUUUCAAGUUGUACCCUACUGGUCAGGCUUUAAAAGUAAUUUUUCAUUGCAAGCCUGGAGGAUUCAUUGUAAGAGAUGGGAAACCUGUGGAUUAUUAUUUUUUUAUUUUUUUUUUGGGAAAUGAAAAUGGAGAGCGGAGGCCUUUGGGGACAUAAAAUGCAGUGUGUAAUAAAGUAUUAUUCUUAUAAUAAAAGUACAGCCUUUUCUGUAAAUAGUAAAAUAAGUUUGCUUUUUAACCCCUUAAGGACCAAGCUUCUGGAAUAAAAGGGAAUCAUGACGUCACACAUGUCAUGUGUCCUUAAGGGGUUAAAAAAAUGUUUUGUUACAAAGAUUCUACAUGGUCUGAAUUUGUUAAAUGGACACUACAGUCAUCUAGACCAUUUCAUCUGAAGCAGUGUGGGUGCAAUGUCCAUGUCCCACUUAAUCCUGCAUUGUAAGUCAUGGCCGUUUUUGAGAAACUGUAAUAAUUACAUUGCAGGACUAAGACUGUCUCUAGUGGCUGUCAAUCAGACAGCCACUAGAGGCACUUCCUUGGUGCUAGCGGACUCUAGGUCCCCUAGAUGACGGAUGAAAAAACUUUGUGAAAAAUAUUUGUUAGUUUCCAUUGCUACCAUUUACCGUUUGCCGUUUACCGUACAUUUACCGUUUGCGUGAUAUCCUCCAGGUGGAGAAUAGACUAGUGAACAAAUGCUUUUCAUUCUAUUAUAAUCAUAUCAAAUUCCUUUUAAUCUAUGGCCGAAUGAAUUGAUCCGUCCGGUGUUUAUUUGUGGAGUCUUAUUUGUUUACUUAGAUCCAGAUGUAAAUCCUAGACAAAUUGAUUAGUUUGAGUGUGGAAUAAAAGGAUUUGUAUUUGUUCGUACCAUCUGAAAAGCUUUUGUGCACAGGUCGGUUUUGGAAUCAGACAACUAUCAUAAAUAACAUAAUAAUAAUAAUCAUGAAAGUAAAUUUUUGUCAAACCUCCGCACUCCUACUUAACUUCAUGGUUGAAUACGAAGUUAUUUGUUAUUCUUUGUUAUUUAGAAAGCUAUACAUUUUCCACAUUGUGUUUAAUUCUGUGAUGCUCAAUAGGCUUAAAGGGAUUCCUGGCAAUAUAGGCUCUUGCAGUGCCCCCCUCCCUAGCACCCCACCUCCCGUGGUUCAGUCACUUACCUGAACCCAGCGCCGAUGUUCCUCGGAACCGGGUCAGGCUCUGCCCACACUCCUCCCCCUGCCGAUGUCAGUCAUCGUGGGAAAACCUAAUGAGCAAGCGCGGCAAUGGCCGCGCUUGCAUUAAGAUAAUAAUGCUUUCCUAUGGGGAAAAAUUUGACGCUGGAGGUCCUCAUACAGAACGUCCAGCGUCAGAUAACGGACCAAAGGUCCGUUUCGAUUCUGGAAGUCCCUAUAGUGGCUGUCUGGUAGAAACUUCUCAGAAACUGCAACAAUUACCACUGUAGGGUUAAGGGACAUGGGACAUUGCACGCAGACCACUUCAAUAAGCUAAAGUGGUCUGGGUGCCUACAGUGUCCCUUUAACUUGCUAUGUAUGAAAUAUGUGGAAUAAAUUGGGGUUUGAAGCUCCUGAUUAUUGCUUAGGAGCUUCCAAAAUUUCUGGCUAUUGAAUAUCCUCUCUGGUAUUGUGCAACGUGUCUGUAGAAGAGUUUUAAAGAGCAAAUGGGUAACUUAUUGUAUCUGUGUUUUAAUGGUUCUCUUCAGACCUUUGCCCUUUGCUGCAUUCUUCAUUGCUCAGUGGUGCAUGCAGGACAUCUUAAAGGCUGCCAGAAUCUUACAGCAAACAGACACACCCCUAUCAUACUUCUUUAGGGAAGCUCAUUAGUUGAUGAAUUUAACUUUUUCCACCUUGCAUAUAUUGUCUUGCUUUGCCUGUCUUAAUUCUGCUGUACAUUUUAGCUUUUGUUUAAUUAUUUCUUAGAGCUGUGUGAGUGGGUUACUUUUUAUCCUUUGUUUCUGCAUAACUCCAUUUUAUUUUAUCAUUAAAGGGAUGCUAUAGGCAUCAAAACAACUUUAGCUUAAUGUAGCAGUUUUGGUUUAUAGAUCAUGCCCCUGCAGUCUCACUGCUCAAUUCUAUGCCAUUUAGUAGUUAAAUCACUUUUGUUUCUGGCCAUGCUACCCUAGCCACACCUUCCCUGGCUGUAACUGACAUAGCCUACAUGAAAAAAAUGGUUUCAUAUUCAAUCAGAUAUUUACUUACUUUAGAACUUGUUAUCUCCUGGUCUGUAAAUUGUACUUUGAUCACACACAGGAGGCCCCUGCAGGGUUUAGGAGGCUAUUAACAGAGCAGAAGAUAAGAACUUCUAGAUUGAACCGACUAUGCAAUAAAGGAACCUUAAAUAUCUAGGUUAUUUUUCAGAAAGUGUUUGUUUAGUAAGGCUUUGCAGGGAGGUGUGACUAGGACCGUAUAAACAAAAUGAGUUAACUCCUAAAUGGCAGAAAAUUGAACAGUGAGACUGCAGGGGCAUGUGCUAUACAUCCAAACCGCUUUAUUUAAGCUAAAAUUGUUUUGGUGUCAAGAGUGUCCUUUUUGCUUUGUUACAUAUUUCCCUGCAGUAAAUACUUCAAUACUUGGUUGAAUAUAAAAAAAAAAAACACCAGGCAAAUUGAAUUAAAAACAUAACAUUUCAGGUUGCUUGGACAGUAAUGGGAAAAAGAAAAAUGACACUCAUUUGAAAAUGUUUCUAUGAACUUUUCAUAUUUAUUGGGAUUAUUAGACAAUGGUAUAUUUAUUCUUUGUUUUCAGAUGAUGUUGAAGACUCUGAAUCAGGGAGUGAUGAGGAGGAUGAUCUGGAAGAAGGGGGUGAAGAUGAAGAUGGAUCCAGUAAGCAUCUAAUAAGACAAAAGCAUUGAAUUAUGUAUAGUAGUAAUUGAGAGCACACUGCUGUAGCUACAUUUUUUUUUAAAGGAACACUAUAAGGUCAAGAACACAAACAUGUAUACCUGACCCUACUGUGUUAAAACCAAAAUCUAGCUCCCUUCCCCUCUCCCCCUUGCCUCUCUUAAUAUAGUAAAAUCUUACUUGUAUGCAAGCCUGCAGCUGCUGCCUCGGCCCCUGAAAUGCCUCUGUCUGCUGACAUCAUCAGAAGUGGUGGUCUGAGCCAAUCACAAUGCUUCCCCAUCGGACUGGCUGAGACUGUCAAGGAGGCAGAUCAGGGGCAGAGCCAGCACAAGCCAAACACAGCCCUGGCGAAUCGGCAUCUCCCCAUAGAGAUUAAUUGAAUCAGUGCAGCUCUAUGUAGAAAUUUAAGUGUCUGCAUGUAGAGGGUGGAAACACUGAAUGGCAGUGCUGCUCACUAUGCAGCACUGCCUCAGAAAGCACCUCUUGUUGCCAUCCGAUGAGUGGCCAGUGAUGUUAUCACUAGGCUGUAAUGUAAACACUGCAUUUUCUCUGAAAAGACAGUGUUUCUGCAAAAAGGGAAUGAUUCUACUCACCAGAACAAAUACAAUAAGCUAUAGAUGUUCUGGUGCCUAUAGUGUACUGUUAAUCUUGGUUCAGCCAACUCUGGCUACAAAAAAGCCACACUUUCUGUCACACUAUUACUGGUGUGCACAAUGUCAUGACCUAAGUUUGAGAUGGUGAGAUGUUUACCUAUCCACAGUAGAACAUUGACAAUUGAACGACAACCCCCAGAAACCUAAGUUAUAGCUUUAAAGCUAAGCUUAUGGGAUAAGCUCCAUCAGUAUUAUUUAUAGUAGGUUAAAGGGACACUAUAUGCACUCUUACCACUUAAUCUCAAUAAAGUAGUCUAUAUGCUAUGUCUCCCUCACUUUUUAACCCUGUAAGUGCAAACAUUGCUGUCCUGCAGGAACAGAAAUGUUUGAUUUGCAGGGUUUAAGUGCCUCUAGUGUCUGUCACUCUGAGGCCCUUCCUCUGAAAUAUCCGAAUUUAACUCAUAGAGACUGAUUGGCACAGCUCUGCAUUUUGCUGCGGAUACGUACUAGCCUCCUAAUGCUUUCCUAUAGGAAAGCUUUCGGAUUGACUGAGAUCAUCAAGAUUGAUGACCACAGCUAAGGAGAUGGGGUCAGCAGCGGAGAGAGCAACAUGGCAGGGGAUAAAAGGUAAGUGAUAACUUUUUAACCCUAUCCAGGUGGGGACAUCACCUGAACGGUGACUCUGACCCUAUAGCAUUAAGAAUACACAUUUGAAUUCCUAAUCCUAUAGUGUUCCUUUAAGCGAGGUCCCACAGUUGGCUAAACCAUGUCCUGAUAUACCAGAUGAUACACAGCGUCUGGAUUUGCUACCAAUGCAGAAAUGUCAAAUGUGAGCUUUUUUUCUUUUUCUAUGAUUUUCUCAUUUGUUUUUCAAGUUUUUAAUGUAUUAUCAACCCAAGUCUUGAGUGUCAUUUUAAUAACGGCAAAUUAUGUUAAGUGAUACAUGAAUAAGGUGCUUACUGAGUACACAAGUGAAGACAGCCCCGUAGAGCAUACAUUAUGAGCUUGUGUUUAUAUAAUUUAACUUUGUACUUUUAAUAUCAAGGUGGUCCAGCAGUGUUAUUUUUAUAUUUGUUAGAUUCUGAGGAGGAGGAGGAUGAUGAUGAAGAUGAAGACGAGGACGACUUAGCAGUGGGUCACUCAGAUAAAGCUCAUUCCACAGAGGAUUUGAAUCCUGACCAAAGCUCAGAUGAGGAGAGGGAGAAUUGUCCAAUUUGUCUAAAUGGCUUCAGAGACCAGGUUGUGGGCACCCCUGAGAAUUGUAACCAUUACUUCUGCCUCGACUGCAUUGUGGAGUGGUCAAAGGUUAGUAUGCCCUGUAACAUAUCCAAAGACUGCAGUAGCAUUGGGAUGGCAUAGCAUUCUCACACAUAAUUAAAGCAUAACAAAAAAUAUAGCUUCAAUAUAUGCAGUCAACAUGUAUCCACAUAUGUCUGACAAUAUUUAGAAAAAAAAUUAUUGCUGUAUUUAUCAAUUUUUUUUUAAAUGUGUUAAGUUUGGUCUAAAAUAUGUGAUCUGUAAGUCCAUUCAAAAUGCUGUAGUGGAGCAGGCUGACUUGGAAGUCAGAAACAUAGCUGUGGAAGCUGUGUUUAUACAUUUCACAAAUCCAUAAAUAUACACAGAGACAGAAGGGCUGAGCAAACUAUUUCUAUAUAUCACAGCAAAAGCUUUUGCCUUGCUCUAAUUCUCUGCAGUCUAGUAACUUAAUAGGAAUAUGAAGACAAGGCAUGUAGGGCUUUAGCAGUAGCUCAUUAUCUUCAACAAAAUUGUAGGGGGGCUUCUACUUGGAGCAUCUAAGAUUGUAGGUGGGCUUAUUCUUGGAGACUGUCUAAUGUUAUGCUGUUGCAUUCUUGGAAAUGUUUGAUAAUAUGUGUUAUUUUUAUGGAGAGCCAACAUAUUUCACAGCACCUUACAAUGGUUAUAAUGACAAGAGGUGGACCAUACUAUAUUAAUUAGACACAUUGGCACAAAAGGAAAGGAGAUCCAUGCCUGUAAAACAAAAAUCCAAAGUGUGUGGCACUUUACUUUUAUACAAAGUACAGAUAUAGAUGGCCAGUGAAGAACAUAAAGGGGAGUGGGACAAAAAAUAAAAACAGGGUACUUUGAAAUUAAUUGUUUUUUUCUCAUUUAGAAUGCAAACUCUUGUCCAGUGGAUAGAAUCACGUUUUCCUGUAUUCACAUACGAGCUCACUUUGGUGGUGAAAUACUGAAGAAGGUGAGUGUGAUAACUGGGUUAAAGGAACAUUAUAGUGCCAGGAAAACAAAUUGUUUUCCUGGCACUAUAGCUCCCAAUAGUCCCCCCAAUUUUACCAUUUAGUUUACACAUUUAACCUUGAACAUUUAUAAUUUUGACUAGUAACACAUUUAUGGAAUAUUCAAGGUCCCUGUAUUAAAAAAAGCCUCAGAAGUAGAAGAAGCUGAUGAGGAUCCCACAAAUUGUGAGGUCUGUGGGCGCAGUGAUCGUGAGGAUCGUCUGCUGCUCUGUGAUGGCUGUGAUGCUGGGUAAGUCAUUCUGUCACAAUACUAUUGUUUCUAUUAAUAAAUAUAAAAAGCGGUAUUUAUUUUUUGUCAUAAUGUGUUUAUAUCUUGCAAACUGGCAAAAUGAUAAAAUGAUACAUGUAUCAAAAUAUAAACAAAGAACACUCUAGUUAAAUAUGUCAAAUAUUCUGCAUUGAUCAAUGUAGCAUUAAAGAUUUGCUUGGAUGGCCACUUUUUUAACCAAUUUAACCAAUUUUUGGUUAUAAUAUCAGUGCUUCAAAUCAUGAAUGACACUCUCUGACCACUUGCAAAAUCCUGCACAAUUUUUAUAGCAUCCUUUUUAUACACAUAACUUAACUGAAAUAAAACUACAUUUAUUGUCAGUUAUGUGCCCAAUUAUGAGGGAUAAUUAUAGUCCCUUGUAUUCCAUAACUCCCUGCUUCAUAAUUCAGGAUUCGGGCGAGAUCCUAAGAUUUUCAUGGCAAGACUAUAACAUGUUAUUUUAAUACUGUGUUGUAUGUUAGAAGUAUUAUUGAUAUAUUUUACAUACAUUUUUUUUUAUAUCUAGUUACCUGGGAAUUUGUAUGCCAUCCCAUAUUCAGUGAAUAAAACUGCUUGCUAGACACACUGAUAAAUCUGAGUUUUCAGAAAUAUGUAUGCGUAUAUCAUGUGCUAUGUUGACUUAGGAAACUGGAAAGGAUCUCUGUUAAUUGUUUUGGUUCCUGCAGGUACCACAUGGAAUGCCUCACGCCGGCACUGAAUGCUGUACCCGUGGAUGAAUGGUUCUGUCCGGAGUGCUCAGGGGCUAAUGUUCCUCAGGAAGGUAACUGUCCAUCUGCUGUCAUAUUGUCAUUCUUACUUUACUUUUAUAUUUCACAUCACAUUCUUAUAAUGAAAGUAAUCUGUUAAAGUAAUAUGUUUUAUAUGAUAAGUGUGUAUUUGUAGCAGACAAAGAAUAAACAGGAACUUCAUAACUAGAGAUUUCCACUAGUGUGGUAUUCGUUAUGGCCACAAGCAAUGAGAGAUCCAUUCAUUCUACUGUGCUACUAUUUUGGGAUCAGCCAUGAGUUGGUGAGCCAAACGAUGCAUGCUACACCACAUGGAAUUGAUGGGAAAAUAUUGGUCUUGGUAGAUAUAGUAUGAUUCUUUAUUUUGAUGAGGGAUUGAAAUAGUUUCCUAAAGUAUCUGUUUUGGGAAAAAAGAAUCUUAAAAGGCUGUUUGACUCCAAGCAUCAUAACCACUACAAUAGCUGUACUGGUCAUGGUGUUUAGAUUGUCCUCUUCUUUUCAUUAUGGUGCUUGAAAUGUUCUUUUCAUUUAGGGUUGGAUGGGAAAUAGUAGUAGUAUAAGAUGUCCAUCUCUUAAAUCUGUGAAGAUGUCUUAUAGGCUUUCUGUGCCUGUUGUUUGUUUAUUACAUAUGCUACACCUGGGUGUUAGGAGCUCUUUAUUGCAUUACUUUUAUUUGAAAUGCCUUUUAAUUUUACUUUGUUGUCAGUGAUUUACUUAUUAGGACAUUAUUUUUUUGUGUUAUUAUUUUGUUUAGUGCAUAUACAGUUAAGAUAACAUUGCAGGAAGAUUGAGGUGUCAUAAACAUUUAUAAAACAUUGUCAUGGAGGAAAUAUAUUUUUAAAGUGCAAAUUGUUUGUCUGUUGUGUUUGUUGUGUUUUUUUUCCUUCACUCUCUUUCUGUUUGUCUUGCCAUGUUAUUAUUGAUUUUGGUUAUCCAGAUGAUGAACCAGUAAGUGAGGAGGAAGUGGCUGGACUACUUGCUGAUGUAAUCCCCACCACCAGCCGUCUGCGCCCUAAUGCAACACGGACGCGAGCAAUUGCGCGCACAAGACAGAGCGAAAGAGUGAGGGCAAAUGUGAAUAGAAUCCGCAUCACCACAGCACGCAAUAUUCAGGUUAGUUUCACAAAAAGAACUGGCAAAUUAUUGUUUGGCUUAUUAGAGUGCAAGGUGAGCUUGAUUAUAAGCAGAGCACAGUGUUUAUUAUUUAUCUAUGCCAAUGUUGUCUUUCUUGGAAUUUAUUCAACACAUAUCAUGAUUUAGAUAAAUAGGAGAUGUUUAUAAAUUUCUGUUUUAAUUUUUUACCUUAGGAGUAAUUGGAUAAUUAUUGUGAGUCUGUUGUUACCACACCUCGACUCACUGUUUAAGGAGCCCUAUAGUCAUGAUGAUGUUGUAAUAAUCAAGUUUAGAAAUUUACAUUAUGUUACAGGCAGCAUGGCUUUGAGUUAUGGGAGUAAAAUCACUGUCUUGAAGACGGGUAUCCUUUAACACUAUGUUCCUCUAAGCCUAUUUGCCCAUUGUGGGGUACACUGCUGUACCCUGUACACCAUUUUCAAUAAAAAAAUAUCUGGAGAAAUUACAACCAAAAGGAGACUGGAAUAUUGAACCAUGCCAUGCCAUCCUUUUUAAUGGCAUAGAUUUUUUUAAAUUUCUUCAUGAUGCUGUCCUAUUUGGCUCCUGGUUUCAGUUGCAAGGAGCCACAUCCGUGCUGGAGUGUAACACUGAGGUCUGUGGAGGAUCCCACGAGACCGCGGGAUCCUUCAUAGACUGAGCCUGAAUCCCACUGACGACAUUUGGGACAGGUGCUGGGAUUGGAUAAAAGUUGACUGGGAGCUCUGCUUUUUGCAAACUUCAUGCUUUACCGUAAAACAAAGUAGUUCCUACUUUGUCUUAUGGUUUCUUUGGAUUGAGUUGGAAAACAGUUUUGAUCAGUAUAUUGGGGUUAUUUACUAAAGUGAGAGAGAAUCCAAAGUGACUUUCAAAUUUAAGGCCAAAGUAGCCAAACUUGAAACAUAGCUGGUUUAAAGAUUUUUUUUUUUCCAUUUCAGCUACUUAAAUUUGAAAUUCACUUUGUACUCACCUUGAAUUUUCACUUUACUGAAUAAUCCGUUGUAGCUUUAUGAAAUACUGAAAAGUGACAGAUCUGCUUUAAAGUAGUAACGAAUAGUGAUGAUGCUUUGAUCUUUCUUUAGUGGUCAUUUAAUGACAUUUUAAAGGCACCCAGACCACUUCAUCUCAGUGAAAUAGUCUGGUUGCAAUAGUCCUUUAGUUUUAACCCUUUAAGCGUGGCGCCCUCACCAGGUGUGAAUUUCUAUUUGCCAGGGCAGAAUUUGCACUUGCAAGUGGCUAAUGGGAAAGUGGAAAUUCUGAGCCCUGCCUUUGUCAGAUUGCCGACGUUGAAACACAGUAUACAAGCCAAUACCUGAACACUGGUUAUGUGUCCUUAUCUCUUGGUGAAUAACUGGGGUUUCUGUAUGUUAAAUAUAGGACGUACCCAGGUACUUGAUGUCCUCUCUCCUCGAUGAAACCAUUGAAACAGUCGUUGCUGGACUUAAUACUGCUGUCUACCAGCGACCACUUGGACCUCGCUUGAUUGCAACCAAAAGGAAAAAGAGAGUUGGUAUGUGUCAGUAUUUUAUAGAGGAGCUAUUGUUCAACGAACCGAAAUAACACAUUUUGUUAAAAAAAUAAAUAAAAAAAAUGAAGGUCGUUAUAUCCAUAUGUUUUUUUUUUUAAUAAUUGAUAAUUCUAUCAGACAUCUUGUUUUUAGUCUCUUUUUUACCAUUCCUUAGUUAAAGGGUUACUCGAAUCCUUAAUAAUAAAAAAUGUUUUUAAAAAAAUGAAAAAUGCCCUAUUGGCAUUAUUUUGUAAGCCAAACUCUAUAAAAAUUAUAUUGAAAUAAGUUUUGCUUAUCUUUAUCCGGGGCUGAGCGAAGUUUCAAGUGCUUUUUUCAGUGCCCCCACUAAUGUCAUCGGCAUAAAGAAGCCUUUGAUUGGACUAUUUAGCUGGUUCAGAGCGCAUGAAAGGUAUAGGGAGGUGGGAGGUCUGUAGGGAGGGGGACACACAAGACUUCAGAGCCUGUGUUCUGGAUUUUCACGAGGUAGGGGAUUUUUAACACCUGCAAAGGAGAAUCACAUUAGGUCUAUCACCAACAUGCACUGACAACAGACGUAUUUUAUGCACAGAAUUGAUAUUGGCAGCCUGGAACAAAGUUACAUUUAUUUAUUAUAGUUGGUUUGUACACCAGAAAAUAAUAUUGUAAUAAGAAAAAGCUGAAAAAGUGAAAUUAAAACAAUUGUGUAACGUAACAUGCACAGGAAUCCCUUUGUUUUUAUUACUGUAACAAGCUACCCAACAUGUUGAACUUAAUACUUUUUUUUUCAGGAAAGAAGAAGACUAGUCAAUCCAAGGGGGCAAGAGGUGUGGGAAAGAAGCGCCGACGGAAAUUCAGGAGACGAAAAGGACGGAAGCAAACGGUGAGAAACUCAGUAUUCUCUUUCCGUACAGUAAUGAAAAGUGUACUUGCAUGCUUUUUCAUUGAUAUAGGGUUCUUUUUCCUAGCACCCACAUUUUCAUAACAGAAUAAAAGUUCCAUGCUACAAAACAAAAGUGUGUAAAUAGCUCUACAAGUAAAAUAUUUCUUCCUCUUAAAUGGGAGCAAAGGUAAACUUUAAAAUACACUUGGAAACGUAAGCUAAUAAUACCCCUGGUAUUCAGCAGAGAGUUUCAUUGUGAGGAUCUAUUUUGGAUUUCUGCUAUGAGUUGGUGUAAGUGAGAAAAUCUUUAAGUGCAUGAAUGGUGCGAUGUUUUCAGUGGCCAUGCAUAAUAAACAAAAACAUUGCUUUCUAUGAAUUGGUGGAACAAUAAACUACAUAAAGUAAAUCUCACUCACGUUCCGUAGAACCUUAUUCUGCUUUCGAAUAAACAUCAUAAUUAUGUUUGGGGUGCAGUUUUCUACCAAUGUAUUUUAUCUAUUUACAUGCAAGUUCUUUUUAUUGAGCCACAAUUACAUUUAUCACUAGCUGCAGCUAUAGUCCACAAAGUAUUUAUGAAACAGCAGCUCAUUGGCCUGAAGAUUGUGUUUCCCCCUCGCCACUGGUGUUUGUUUGCUUAGUAGUAUUCUGUUUACUUAUGGUAUAUGUUUGUUUUAAGAUGCAAGUACAUAUGCACAAAAUACAUAAAACACAUGAGGAGGCUUAUUAUUUAACGCUAUUUGCUUUGCUACUCUUGAGACUUUUUCAAUAAGAUUAUUUUAAAAUGUUUUUAAAUUGAAGUCAGUUUAGUUAAUUUAUUUUUCUUUAAAUCUGGUGUCAAAUGAUCAUCAACAUACGUUGGGUAGAAAUUUUCCAUUUCCGUGGUGCAACAGAGUUGGAGACUUUAUCCAAAUGGCUUAUAUAGUCUACAUUUUGCAAGUUAAUUACUUUCUCCCUUCUACUCACUGUAAUUAAAGCGGCACUGUCACCGUCUGGGUACUUUGCAGAAUUUGCAAAGAUCCCCGAUGGUGACAUCGCUGCUGGCAAAGACGAAUUUUACUUGACACUUCUAGACGGCGGUAGCUUCGCCCAGUGUCUACAAGUGUUGGGCGAUGGAAAAAUACAGAGAAAAAGUAGUCCCUACUUUGUCUCAGUAUAUCUCUUGACUGGGUUGGAAUUUCAGUAAUAUUCCAACCUAGUCAAUAUGAGUAUGAAAUACAAAUUCUUCAGUGGGGGGCUGGGGUAGCAGUGCUGCUUUAAAUCUUUGUUUCUUGUUUGUUAAUAAACACUUUAUGAAAGAACUGUAAUUUCCCAGAAUUUCUUUAAUAUUAUGUUUAAUUAUCCCUACAUUUAACAAAUGUGUAAUUAUGAGGUGUGAACAAUAAAGUUAAAUGUAGAAGUCAACACCUUUUAAUUCUGCAAUUUCCAUUUUAGCUCCCUGUCAAUUAUUGUUAUACGCUGUAUUGCCAACCAGAAUAGAGUAAGCACAAAGAGUAGAGAAAGUAGGGAAGUGUUUCUAUUUAGCCUCUUCAUUUGCAAUGCUUGCCCUGGCUUUGUCUUGUCUGUCCUGGAUUACGAUGUCCUUUGCUAAAUCUUGUCUUAAUUUAUCUUAUAAAAAUAUACAUUAUUAAAAAAAACUGAACCUCUUGUGGGGGAAAAUGGUAGCACAAGUUACAGGUAAUUUCCGAUUUUUAUUCAGUGGUGUAAAUUCCAGAAGAGAUGGUCCUUUUGUAGGCUGGAAUCUUUUAAAAUUACUUUAUAACUUGUCUCUCCAGGUGAGGAAAGCGCCUACCUCUCAUAGUCGCAUCGCUAAAUCUUUGGGGCUCUGCGCACCAUCUCGUGGUGCUACAUUACCUCGUGUACAUCGGCCCAUGGAACUGACAUUGGGGUCAAUGAGACAGGAUAUCGGAGCUGCCACCCUCUCAGUGUUUGGGAGCGCUAAUGACUUGGAUCUAUUUGACGGGUAAAAAAUGUUAACUUGUUUGCUAAGUUAACUUUAAGACCGUGCAUCAGUACUUAUUGCACAUUUAAAUCCCCAAAAACGUUUGGUCAGUCACAGCCCGGGGAGGUGUGCCUGGGGCUGCAUAAACAAACCAAACUGAUUAAACUCCUAAAUGGCUGUGAAUUGAGCAGUGAAACUUCAGAGGCAUUAUCUAUUCACAAAAACUGCUUCAUUAAACAAAAGUUGUUUUGAUGACUAUAGUGUCCCUUUAAUAGAAUGAAUUUGUCAAGGAUGGGAUUUCAUAGCGGCAGCUGAUUCGUUUUACUUUGCUAACACAUGACUGCUGGAUAUCGCUAUUUCAAAUAUAGCAAUAAGAAGUGUUUGUGCUUUCUGUGCUCUGAAAUCUGUAUCCAUUUUGACACUUUUACCUUGCAGCAGUGAUGACCAUGGAAGCAACCCCACAUCUCCACUAAAUGCCAAGCGCAGGAUUCUUUCACGUUCUGCAUUGAGAUCACACCAGCCGGUUGCUCGACCCAUCUCGUUGGGCCUGUCCCGGUAUGUUUGCAUGCUCUCGGAUGUCCUGAAAGUUUCUAAACACAGGUUGCAUGCAGCUUUUGUGCAUGUGUAUACAUAAUCAUACAUAUACUCGUACUCUAUUACAAAGAACAAAACUGUAAUACAUCAUUGCAGAACAGCCUUUUGGCAGGGCUGUAAUCUGAGCUUUUAUCUCAUUGCGACAGGGAUUGAUACCCAUAUGCUAGCUAGUCUGCCAGUUCAGUGCUCACACGGAGUGUUUGUUUAUACUGGAGAUAUAACAAACAAGUGUUACUCAACAGCCACUCACCCAGUAUAGAAGUAUUGGUAAUAAUAAUGGCAGACGCAAAUAGAGAUGAUGUUGCCCAGUCUUUUGUGUAUAAUUAUUCCCCACAGUGUAUGGUGUCAUUUGAGCCAUGUAUGAUGCAGGCAUUCCACACCAGGCAGUACAGGAUUUAAAAACCUUGUCUGUCAUUGAAAUUUCGAUCGGCAGAUCAUGUAAUAUUUAGCAUGAUAGCAGAAUAUGCUUUUGCGGUUCAGGCUUUUUUUUUUUUUGUCAUAAUUCUCACUGGGUAGAAAUUUUAAACUUGCACGGAGAAAGUAAUCCAAAGAUUCCAAGACACCAGUGAUAAAUUGUGGCAUUUUCUUUUUUUGUUGCUCGUGUGGCAUAUAUCACAUUUUGAUUAAAUCUUGAAUUAAUAAUGCUUGGUUGUCUUAUCUAGCGGUGGCGUGGCUCCUCUUGUUAGUGACUCGGUGGCGGUUGCAGAACCUGUGCCUGAUCUACUGGGAAGUAUCUUGUCUGGGCAAAGCAUGCUAAUGAUGAAGAGCUCAGACAUUGUCAUCAGUCGUGAUGGUUCAUUAUCAGCUAAGAAGAAAGGUAUGUAAGCACUACUUCAUUAAAUCCUUCUGCUCUUGACCUUGUUCGGCUUGCAGACAUCUUUUUUUCUGUAGAUGUCUGUUUAAAUAGAGCUAUCUUUUUAUGUUCACAUGACUAGGCAGUUUAAAGAAAUAGCUGUAAAGCCCCUCCUGACGAUGGUCAGGCAGGAGCUCCUCUUAGGUCCCCCAAGCUAAACCUUGCAAUGUUCUGCCAGGAAUUCCAAAGCAAUUCCUAAUUUUCGGCUAUAAUAGCUGAAUUAAAAACAUAACUAACAUGGAGAUUGUUUUUCCAUUUCAGCUAUUUAGGCCUAAAAUUUGGAUUCUUGACUAAUCAUACUUUUUUGAAGAAAAAUGCAAGAUUUUUUUUUUUAGAAACUCGUUGGUCCCCAAAGGAAAAACACCAAUACAUUUUGUCCUGUACACAAAAUUCUUUAAGAAAUUCCUCUGAACGCUUUCCUUAAAAUUUUACUUGUCUUCACCAUUUCAAAAUUUAAUGGGACGAGAUGAGACAAGGAAACAUGGAGAGGUAAAAAGGUUGACUUGUAAAAUAUCUGUGUACACAUAUGUACCAGCUCUCCACACACACGUGCCACCUAAACGCCACAUAUGUCUGCACUCAUACACUUACUGGCCUUCCACAUGGGCAUCCUGGCAUUCUCACACACACUUUCUCUCUGAUGCUACAAGCUAUGGACCAAGUGGUAAUCAAAGACAAAAUGUUCUUCGUGUGCAUUUUUUUUUUUUUUAACAUAAAAGGGCUUCAUUCCAAAAUUUGUGGGCCUAACUAUAAGAACUUAUUUUUUUUACUUUAAUUUACUCCAAGAGUUAAUGCUGCAAUAGCACCUUUGUGCCCCAAAUGUUUAAAUCAUUUUAAGAAAACUACACAACCCAGCAAAAGCUAAGAAGAACAGAACAAGUCCAUUACAAUUUUCUUCCCAUCUUUAGAAGCAAACCAUAUGCCCAAAGCAAACUAACGGCAGAUAGAACUAAUGCUGUAUUCUAUCUGGACUCCAGCUACUUCUGUGUCCGCUUCUGAAAACACAAAAUUAAAAAAGCCACAUGCCCAAAACAAACUCAAAGCAGAUGGAACUAAUAUCGUCUUCUGUCUGGUAGCAAAUUUUUUGAUACAGAUACAGAUGCACAUCCUUUAUACCUCCAAACUCUGCAAAUGUAUUUUGAAUGUCUGUCUUCCUCUGUGGCUUCUUCAUGGACACCAUUCAAAAAUAGAAUCUAGCCUUCUACAGAUCUUUGUGGGCCUGGUUCAUCUCCAUCCUGUUCAACGCUGUCAUAAAACUCUCUGAUUCUGGCCCUUGAACCUUCCCCAGCACCAAAUCCUUUUUUUUUUUUUCUUGACUUUCUUCUUUAAUUUGUGAAUGCUCCUAUCGCCAUCCUCAUCCAUGGCAAAGUCCUCCCCACUGGCAAUGUGAACAUCCAGAACGUCCGCCAUAGUCUCUGAGCCAAAUUACUCAUGUACAUUUUUGAUGACAAGCAGCUUUUGUUUGACAUGAAGGUUUACUACUUAACAUUCUGAGUCCUGAGUAUAUUUUUUAUAUUCUCAUUUACUUGCUUAUAACAAACAAAAAUAUAUAUUUUCCUUAAAAUUUAAGCUUUUGGAAAUUGUUAAUAGGUCACUGCUACAAAAAACACAUGCUGCUGGAAUUCUGCUUGAAAAACACAUGGCGAAUUGUAAGUUAAAGUAAGGCGUCAUAUAUGUACAGUAUUUGUGUUUUGGGAUCAUUUCCUUUUUUUUUUGGUUAAUUGGACAUAGCAACCACAUCAUAGUGUACACAGUAUAUGCUUGGCUUCCAUCCAUAUUCUCUGUAUAGUAAAAGUUAGAUGAAACGUGGUAUUUCAGCCUGUGAUCUCAUUUAUCAAAAAGUAGAGAAAUCCACCACCAGCAGAACACUUGGGUUUUAGCCCUUCCAGAUGUGGAAACAGCAAGCAUGUCAAAAAUUGGAGACUAGCACGGGCCAAGGUUUAAGCCGCAAAAAAACAAAAACCUAAAUUUUCAUAGAAACGUAGGUUUAUUUUGAAAAGUACAGUAUAAAAAAAAAAACAGCAUCCCCCUCUACUGAACCCCAGCACACCCCUCUACUAAAUCUCUGCCCCCUCUCUAAUAAAUCUGUCCCUCCUCCUCUACUAAAUCCCAGCACCCCCCUCUACUAUACCCCUGCCUCUGUUUAAUUUUUAUUUUUUUUAAAUUAGCCAACAAGCAGAUUCCAUUCAUAUUACCACUGCCAGUAUGUGACUCUGGAGUCUGGCUUCUGCUAUACCCGCAAUGGCACCGUCCGCACCCUGUGCCAAAGCAGAUCCUCUUGCUACUCCUUGAAACCCUGUGAAGGUGGAGCACAUUAAUGUGGCGUUGCGUGCCUCGGUGCACCUCCCGCUCCUGCACUGACCGACACACACGCACACUCACUGACAGACACACAUACUCACUCAUUGACAUAUACACACAUUUACACAUUCUUGCACACACAAAUAAUUUUAUUUAUUGCUGAUUGCUACCUACCUUUGCGAGCUGGUGUGGGGCCUCUCCACAGAGUGUGCGUAUAUAAUGCAGAGUGUGUGUUUGUAUGAGUGUGUGUGUAUAUAAUGCAGAGUGUGUGUUUGUAUGAGUGUGUGUGUAUAUAAUGCAGAGUGUGUGUUUGUAUCAGUGUGUGUGUAUAUAAUGCAGAGUGUGUGUUUGUAUCAGUGUGUGUGUAUAUAAUGCAGAGUGUGUGUUUGUAUGAGUGUGUGUGUGUUUAAUGCAGAGUGUGUCUUUAAUGCAGAGUGUGUGUUUGUAUGAGUUUGUGUAUAUAAAGCAGUGUGUGUGUGUUUGUAUGAGUGUGUGUAUAUAAGGCAGAGUGUGUGUUUUGUAUGAGUGUGUGUGUGUAUAUAAGGCAGAGUGUGUGUGCACUGGGUGGGGGGAGGGCAUUUUUAUUUUAAUUUAAAUUUUUUAAUUUUAAUAAUUCUUUUUAAUUUUAGUAUUAUUUUUUUAUUUUAUUUAAAAAAUAAUAAUUUUAAGAUUUUAAUUUUAUUUUAAUAAUAUUUUUUUUUAUUAUUGAAUUUAUUUUUUUGUCCCCCCUCCCUUCUUGAUACAUGGGAGGGGAGCUCUCAUUCCCUGGUGGUCCAGUGGAUGGGCUGUGUAGGAGGGGGGCUGGCAGCAAGCUGUAACUUACCCUUCCUGCAGCUCCUGUCAGCUCCCUUCUCCUGCAUUCCAGUCAGCUCCACUGUAAGUCUCGCGGUCUGAGUGCCGCGCGGAGCUUACCGUGGCAACGCUCAGACGCCGCAGCUCUCGCGAGAUUUACAGUGGAAGAGAAGGGAGCUGAUCGGAACGGAGGAGAAGGGAGCUGACAGGAGCUGCUGUAAAGGUAAGUAACAGCUCGCUGCCGGCCCCCAACGGGACCGCCAGGCUUGUAAUGAGCCCGGCGGUCCUGGUCUGUAUUAUGGCUAUGUAACUUGCCAUAAUACAGACAUUGACUCGAGUAUAAGUCGAGUGGGGGUUUUUCAGCACAAAAAAUGUGUACUUACAAAAAAAACUUAUACUCCAGUAUAUACGGUAAUUCCCAUUCUAUGUAACAUUUGCAAUCUUUAAUUAUAAAAUCCUAAUUAUUUUACCUGAUAAAGGCUUUAAGAGUAUUUUGUCACCAUCUUCAGCCUAAAAUGAGCACUGCAGUCUAUUUUAUUGUAUUGAGACAUUUUUACAGGGUGAGCCAAAAUGUAGAGUAGGGUUUGAUGUUCCAUACAAUGAAUGCUUAAUAAAACAAAUACAAAAAUUAGGUGCUCACAAAAUUCUAUAAAGAGGCAGCAAAUCUUACAAGGAUUCCCCAAUCUUGUGACAAUAUAGAGAUCAAACAAUAAAUAGACUGCACCUUAAAAACAAAUAACCUCUAUAUAUGAUCACACGGCAAAAAAGGUAAAUAAAUGUAUCUGGUAAAUAUGUUCGCUUUACAAUGUAUCCAAGGUAUCUCCGAGGGUAAAAAAGAAAAACCGAACACAGAAAUAGUGUAAUAUGUUUAACAAGAAACUAAAAUAUAAUAGUGUAACAUUGGUACACUCACACUUUAUAGAGCUACUGAGAGCAGCGUGGAUGGUGGAUUACAGGUAUAUACCUUUUGCCAUGUGAUCACAUCUAGAGGUUAUUCGUUUUUAAGGCGCAAUGAAUGCUUAAUGUAUGAAGAUUUGUUUGACUAGGAUCAGAAGAUGACAUCUUUUAAAUGAGCUCUAUUUGCCGCCUUGCAUAGACAGACUCUUUCGAUUGCAUUAUUCAUAAAAUAUCUCCACAGAUUCUCAUUGAACUGCUUAAAUGUGGAUGUUUUUUUCACGUACACCUGCUCCUUCAGAAGUUCCCAAAGGAAGUAAUCAGGAGCUGACAGGUUGGGCGAACGUGACAGCCAAUUAAUCUGGAAAUAUCUUGAAAUUAUCCGCCUGCCAUACAGUUCUCAGGAGGUCAAUUGCAUGCGCAGUAGCCCCAUCCUGUUGAAAACACAUUUCAGGAUAAUUUUCCACUACAGGACUUAAACAUUUUUCAAUCAUAUCCCGAUAUCUCACACUUAUAAAAUUGUUUGGAUCCAAUUGUUCAAAUUUAGGUUUAGUUUAGAUAAAUUUUUAGGGUUUUUAAAAUAUUCAAUAAACGUGAAGUUGUAGUUAUCGUUUCACAUGUGUCCAUUCUCUACUGCUAUUGUAGUGUUUGUGUUUAUGCCCCUUUUUUUCUCGAUGGUAGAGCUAUCCGAACAUAAGGUAGAGCUAUCCGAACUAGAUUGUUCAGUCUAGAUUACUGUCUCCAUUUAUAAAAGUCAAAACUGCUGUAUACUUAGUUGAUCUAAAAUCUAUAAAUCUGUAAAAGUAAAGUCAAUGUAAAACACUACUACUGAAGCUUUUUUUUUUUUAUUUUUUUAUUUUUUUUUUAUUCAUUUUAUUUAUACUCUUCUUUAGCUGAAGCAAAAAUGCAAAGAAAUUCUUCAAAGCAAGAAGAUACAAUGGAAGGCCAGAAAGAAAUUACCCCUUCUCACUCAGGAUCAUCUACCACUUCCUCAUCAGAUACUUGGAAGCCCAUUGAACAGCAUCCACAGUUAAAGUUGACUUCAUCUGGUCUUUAUUCCUUGUCACCAUCACCUUCCCCUCCUCCAGCAUCCUCUGCCAUGGGUUUAGAAAGAGUACCUCUGCCCUCUUCUUCAUUGCCUGGGACAUCUGCAUUCAGACUGAAGAAUGCCUUUACUCCAAGAGCUGUGCAGGUGCAGUCUUCUGCUGCUCGUUUGGCUUCAAAGCAUGUAGAACCUAUCCGUUUCAAUGGAACUGUACAUAAGACUGAACCUCCCAGUCCCAGUGAUCAUUUGCCACUAAAAAGGCUAGAUAUCAAAUUUUCAAUAAAGUCACCUGCAAAGAGGUUGGAGAUUUCAGAACUUCCCAGGAUACCAAAGAUCAAAAAAGAGACAGGCAGUAGUUCACAUGAAGAAGAUAGCAAGCAUCUGCUGUCCUCAGAAAGCACAAGCUCAAAUGUUAGCCUUCCCAGUGCUUGUGUCAAUCAGUUAACGGGUCGAGGGGACAAUCAUCAGUUGGGAAGGCUCAACACUACAGAAAGCAAAAUGAAAAGCUCCCGACAGGAGACACAUGAACAGCCUCAAAAACAAAGUGGGGGAGUAUCUUCUAGCCAUACAAGUUCAACCAGUAGCUCAAGAAGUGUGGGAUCGAUUGAGGUGGGAGGAGGUGGUCUCCGGAUAACAAUCAGUCGUAGCUCGGGCAACACCUGUAGACAGUUCAGUCCCAGUUCACGGGAUCCCUUCCGUUCCACUGAUGGUAAAAUAGAACAAAAAAAUACACCCCAUCAAUCAGCAACCUCUUCAAAAAGGGAUAAACCUGUUAAAAAUGAAAUUUAUGACCCUUUCGAUCCAACAGGCUCCGAUUCAGGUUCAAAAGACAGUAGCCCAGAACGACCAGGGCCUUCUUCUGUGCCAUCUAAUAUGCCAACCUCUACACCAUCAUCCACAUCACCAGUGACUCAAAAUACUGCACCGUCCAGUGGUGUCAAAGUAGGAGCAUUUAGAAGCUUCAGAUUCCUUACCACCCACUCAAACAAAAUUAGUGUCUCUAAACUUGGUCCUGACUUCUCUGAUAUGUCUCCCAGCAGCAAAGAGCAUAGUGUACCUGAAAAAGCCGGGGACUUGAGUCCUGUGUUGCCUUCUUAUAUAAAGGUGGAAAAAGAGAUCAAACAGGAAAUUGACGAAGAAGAAAACAACGAGAAGGUACCUUUCAAAAUCUCUUGCCCACUUUCUGGUUUGAAAAUUACUUCUGAUCUGAAACCUGGUGGUGUUCGUGGUUUUCACUUUGAUUCAAAAGAGGAGAACCGUGUUUCUAUAAAACCUGAUCCCGAACCUCUGCCGAACAGAGUUAUUCAUCAGAGUAACAGAGUGGUUUGGGAAUUGGAAUCUCCCACACGUUCCCUCUCUUUGUCCACUGGUCAUAAUAUGGAUCUAUUGAAAAUGAAAACCACUAUUAAGGAAGAGCCAAUAGAUUGUUUAAGGUCUAGAUCUGGAACACGGUCUCAAGACAGAGAAUCAAGAUCAGCCUCUUGGUCCUCAGAGGAGGAAAGAAGAGAAAAAUCCAAAUCAAAAACUCACAAAGGAAAAAGAGCACGUAGCGAUAGGUCCAGCUCAGGCAGCUGUGAGCGUUCCAAGAAAAAACGUCAAAAGGAGAAAAAAAAGGAGAAGAAAAGAAAAAACUCUGAAUCCAAGGAGAGGAAGCGGUCAAGGUCAAGCAGUCGAAGCAGUUCUUCACACAGAGCUUACAACAGUAAGAAAAAGAAGAAAAAGAAGCGCGAGUCCAGAGGUCAAUCUGUUAGCCCUGAAAGGGAUAAGAAGAGGAAGCACAAGGGUGAGAAGAACUAUUACAACAAAGAAGGGGGCUUCAGGGUAAAGGAAAAAAAGAAACCCAAGGAAGAAAGAGGGAAGCAAAGAUCAAAGUCGCCACAAAUGGCAAAGGAGCACAAGGCUCAUCGAUCAAAAGACAAAAAACAUUUAAAAGAAAGGGAGUCUUAUGAAGAAACUUUUCUGGCCCCAGAUGGAGAUGAAAGGCCUAUCACUUGUACUGUUACUGUUAAAACAGAAUUCCACACAGACAAGGAAGAGACAAGGAAGCCUACAAUAGUUUCACCCAAAGAGGAUGUAGAAAGAGACUUCUAUCCUGUUUUUGAAAAAGAGAUAUCAGUUGAUAUUCCCGUUGUGAAAGAGGAAAAAGAUGUUGAGUUCUCUAGUAAUGAUGAUGUAGAUAAGAUGGAAACAAGUAGCCCACCAUGGUCGCCAUCUCUCCUGGAUUCCAUAUUUCCUGAAGACAAAAGGGGUGAUGCCCAAGAGACACAAUUGAAAGAGGAAAUUCCUCUCUUAAAUGAGUUGCCACUUAAGGCAGAGGUUGUUAGUCCACAAGUCUCUCCAUUAUCAUCAGACAGUGAACCUCCAGUUCCUAAACCCCACAGCCCGCAUUCCAGCCUGGAAACCAUCCAGCUAGUUAGCCAACCCCCUGUCAAAACAGAGCCUGAUGAUAUGCAGUGGUCACCAUCUCACUUGGAUGAUUUUCUUCUUACUGAGCUUUCAGAUGACGUGUGCUCAGCAGGAGCAGCUAGCCCAGAUGAUGUGGACCUUGAAGAAGCCAUCUUGAUGAAACGAGAAGGCGACUAUAAGGUAAAUGAUUUGACAAAGCAACGGUGUAAGGCAGAAGCGCUAGUGUAAGAGAGGUUGUGAUUGAAUCUGCAGUUUUUGUGUUUGUAUUGUUGCUCCCCAUAAGCAAAUGUAAUAGCAGUGUUUAACAUACAGUUUAAGGAAUUGCAUUUAAAUUUUUCGGGAAGAUAAUAAAUUUAGAUAGAGCUCCACUUUAAGUUUUUCUACAAGCACAAUAACCACUAUAGCCUGCUAUAGUGGUUAUGAUUUCUGGAGUACCCUGGCAUGGUUUACCAGUAAGCAUGCAAACCGUUUUGUAACAAUUUGCCUCUUACCUGGAUACCCCUCAGUCUCAGCCUCUUGUUCCUAUUGAACCUGCCAUUCAUUCAUUGGCUGGGAGCUCCUACUGAGUGCCCUCAGCUAAUGAAAGAACCUAUGUGCAAAGGAUAUCCUCUAGCGGCAAUACAAAAUAUCUCCAUAUGUACAGUGUUUCAUACUGAAAAGCUGCACAUAUAGGGUCAUUGUGCCAUGACCACUCCAAAACACUGAAGUCAUGAUGCUUGGAGUAACUCGUUAAAUGAUUGCAGCCUUACACAAUGUAUACCUUUCUGACAUCCCAGCACAACAUGAUGUGGAUAUUCUAUAUGUCACAAAUCACAUUUAGAGGGUCAAGGAUUUUGUUCACCUAGAUAUUGAUAGAUUAAUGAGAUAAUGUUCAUGAGCAUAAACUUCUAGAGUUAAGUUCUUGGAUUUUGAUGUGCAGUCUAUAUUCAAGAACAUUUUCUUUUUCUUUUAGGAAACUCCCUUAGUAAGUUUUUCCAAAAAGCAAGUGAUCCCCUUCUUACAGGAUGAAGGAGCUUCUGGCGAUGAAGAGGCAGGAAAUCACAUUAAUGAGGCCACCACAACAAAUAGUUUUCCACAAACAGGAGCAAACAUAAGUCUGAGCCCAUCCAAAACAGACAUUGAGACACUUUUGUGUAAAUCCAAAACUCAGAUCAAGAGAGUCUCGUGGAACCUUCAUAGUAAAGAUGCAGUGAGUUGCACAAAAGAAACGUCCUCAAGUAAGUAUAAAUGCAUUCAUAGUUUGCUGUAUUCCAAACUGUUAACAUAGAGCAAAGUUACAAAUCUCGAUUUAUCAACAUGUUCAUGGCUGCCAAUAAGCUGGUAAGAAUGUUGAUGCUGCCAUAACCUUACUGUUACAUUUACCAUUUUCAUGUCAGUCAAUGUAAGCUAUGCUUUAUGCUAAAUACUCACAUGAUUAUUCACUAAAGUUUGAAUUUUCGUGAAUUACAUUUGGAUGGAAAAAACUGAAGCAAAAAUUAUCGGGGAAAAAGAUUUCCAACUCUGCUGUGGUCACAACUUGACUAUUUUUGAGUAAGGUUUUUUUUCCACUCAGAAUGAAUUUUCGAAAAACUCAAAGUUUAGUAACCGUCACAAAUUUAAGAUUACAUUACUACUGGAAAGGAGUUCAGACACUUUAAUGUCACGAUUAAAAAAUUUGGCAAAUUCAACAUCUCAGAUGACUUGGAAACAUGUUUUGUACAAAUAAACGAUACAUCAAAACAUUUUGAAGUGUUGAACACCUCCCCUGACUUGAUGACACGCACAGGCAAUAUUAAUUAAUAUUUAGAUGAAUUAACAGUAGGUGUGAUAAAUAAGGUUAUCAAUUUUGCCAUGUUAUAGUGUAGUUAGUGUUUUUGUCCUUUUUAAUUAACAUUAAAAAAGGAAAAUAAACACUGUAACUACACUAUAACAUAGCAAAAUUGAUAACUUAAUAAUUGCCCAUGUGGAUAAUACCUGAAAUGUCUGUUUAGAGGUAAUGUAAGGAAACACACGCAUUUCAACCUGUGAUGUAGCUGAUGUAACUUGCAAUGCGUGUUUUAUUAAUCUCACAAUAUGGCUUAACAUAGCAAGAUUAAUUGUGAAACCUUGGUUUUGGUCUGAUUUUUAAGAUAAGAACGUUUUCUGACUUUGGUAUUACUGGCAAAAAAAUGGAUUGUGAAAUUUGAAUGUUAAAUAGAUUGAUUGAAGUCUUGCUUAGAAUCACUGUCACCUAUGCCAGAUUUUAUUGUAUGCCCUAAUGUUUAAUCUUGACCUAUGUGAUGAUAAAGCACAUGCAAUGACUGCUGUUUCAGUAAAUACGACUUUAUAAAAAUGUGUUAUUCUGAUCAUGUGAGGUGAGCAUUUUGUAUCUAAACAGAAAAUGAGCCUUUCUGCACGAAGCUUUUAAAGGCACCCACACCAUUUCAGCUCAUUGAAGUGGUCUGGGUUCAGUGUCCCAGGUCCCUUAAUCCUAUAAAGCGAAUUAUUGCAGUUUUUAAGAAACUGCAAUAAUUACUUUGCAGAAUUAACCCCACCUCUAUCGGCUGUCUACCACGAACUUCUGUGAUGUUAGGUGACUUUUGGUCACCUAACAAUCACUGGACGUCCUCACGGAAUUCAUGGAGAAGACCAGCGUUACCCAAAACCCCAUAGGAAAGCAUCGUAUAAUGCUUUCCUAUGGGGGAAAUCCUAAUGUGAGCGCAACCAUUGCCGCGCAUGUACAUUAAGUCUCAAGUGCCGGCUGACGGUGGAGGAGCGAAGGCGGACCCAAGUGCACUGGACCCAGGUAAGUGACAGAAGGGAGAGAGUUUGUUUUCCUGGCAUUAUAGUUUCCCUUUAAGCAUUAAUUGUCUGGCUAAAGGUAAAAUAAGUUAGCACAUAACUCCCUUUCCUGGGAUAUAUAUGCCCUAUGGGCCUCCUAUACUAAUGUAGAAACACCUGUGAUAUUAUUGUACAUGUGCAUAUUUUUACAUGAGUUUAAGUGCAUUGUAUGUCACAAAUGCUGGUACUUGUAAACUAGUCCAACAAUAUGUAUAGUUAAUUGGUACACUCCAUAAAGCUAAAUUUUGAUUCACAACAACAAUAUUUUUACUGUACUAUAAUACAGGGUUAUUCAAUAAAAUGAGAUAAAAGUAAAUUUAAAAUUUAUGGCCAGAGUAACCGAACUGAAGGCAUAGCUGAGAAUUUCUUCCAAUUCAGCUAUUUUGACUUUAAAUUUGAAACUCACCUAGGAUUAUUUACUAAAGUAAGAAUACAAAUAGUGUUUCCAAUUAGACUAUGAUUUCACCAUUUUAAAUCAAGUAUCAAAACACAUUUAACUUUUAGAUUGUAAGCUUGUUUGGGCCGGCCCCUCUUCACCUACUGUUACAGUAUACGUUGAGCACUUAACACAACCCAAUUUAUUAUGUGGAUGAUUCUAAAAAUAGUUUGUCUUUUUCUGUGUAAGGUGUUCUACUCCUUAAGCCUGAGCAAAUAAAAGAGGAGCCAAGGCCUGAUUCACCCAAACAAUCUGAAACCGGGUCUGCAUUUUCAGCAGAUUCCCCAUCUGAUAUUUUCAGUACUCGUCCGUGGAAUCUCCCAGACACUUCCAUCCGGGAUUCCCUGCAACAGGUGUCCAAUCAAAUAUCAUGGAAUUCUGUGAACAAACCUGUCAAAGAGACCAGUCGAUUGCCUUGGAUUGCAACAGAGACUCCUGUUCAGGUGCUGUAGCUUUUUAGCUUUGAAUAACUGAUAAAACUUGUGCUUCUUUAUUUAUUCAUGUCUUAUUUUGCGCUGAAUUUUGCACACAGUCAUUAGCCCAUUCUGCUCUUCCUGUAAAAAAAACAUACAUUCUGUUGCCUACCUAAUAAUCACAAUGGCGGGAAUGUAGCCUAUGCAUUUAUCUUUAAAAUGUAACUACCCUAUGCUAAUUUUAAAUCGCGGUCUCUUUCCUUUCUGCUUCUGUAUCAGUACAGUGUGGGCACAAGCCUGGGUGACAGCUUGAGCACAGACCUGGGUGACAGCUUGAGCACAGACCUGGGUGACAGCGUGAGCAUAGACCUGGGUGACAGCGUGAGCAUAGACCUGGGUGACAGCGUGAGCACAGACCUGGGUGACAGCGUGAGCACAGACCUGGGUGACAGCGUGAGCACAGACCUGGGUGACAGCGUGAGCACAGACCUGGGUGACAGUUAGCGUGGACAUUGACCUGGGUGACAGUUAGCGUGGACAUUGACCUGGGUGACAGCUGGAAUGGAAGACACACAGCUGUCUUCCAUUCCAGCUGUGUGGGAAUAUAAUUUAAAUAGCUUUUGGGAAGUGGUACACCGAAAGAGCUUCAUUCAUCCUUGUAUGGGUUAUAAGAAAUAUUUUUAUGCAUUUAAUCUCUCUGAAGGGCCUUGCAAUUUCAAGACAGUUUGCAGUUCUAGCAAGAGUCAAGUGAAAAAAGUUGCUUGACCUGUUUGAAAUCAAAGCUUUGUACUUACUACUUGUUUUGCGUCCGUUUAGGAUAAAGCUGACAAUAUUCAGAUUGGAAUAAGCCAAGAAUAGCCCAAAUCAUUCUGGAGAAUUAAUUCCAUAAUUGUAAUCUGAAUAUGUUCUUAAUUAGAAACUUUGCAGUCUCUUUAAAUAAUUUGAGUUGACACUAUAGGCAUCAAAACAACUUUAGCAUAAUGAAGUAGUUUUAGUGUAGAUCAUGCUCCUGCAGACUCACUGCUCAAUUGUCUGCCAUUUAGGAGUUAAAUCACUUUUGUUUCUGUUUAUGCAGCCCUUACAUUGCUGUGAUUAACCUGCAUGAAAAAACAAAAUGGUUUCAUUUUCAAUCUGAUGUUAAUUUGCUUUUUUACUUUAUCUCCUGCUCUGUAAAGUGACCUUUAAUCACACACAGGAGGCUCCUGCAGAGUCUACCUGGCUAUUAACAAAGCAGGAAAUAGGUCAUUCUAAAUGAAACACGCUGUGCAAUAAAGGAAGUUUAAACAUGAAAUCUCUUUACAGGAAGUGUUUAGGAAGGCUGUGUAAGUCGCAUGCAAGGAGGUGUGACUAGGGCUGUAUAAACAAAGUGAUUUAAUUCCUGAAUGGCAGAGAAUUGAGCAGUGAUACUGAAGGGGCAUGAUCUAUACACCAAAACUACUUCAUUAAGCUAAAGUUGUUUUGCUGACUAUAGUGUCCCUUUAAGUACAUUUUCCAAAAUGUAACAUCUGAGUUCCUUAUGUACUUUUAUCAGAAUUUUAAUUAAAUACUGCAAGCUCUCUUGUGACAUCUAAACUCUUAGUGAGUUUUAUUAUAUCAUUUAUAAUAUAUAUAUAUUUGGUACAACAGCUUCCACUUCUUAGUUGCAGGCUGUGUUACAAAGCAAGAUGCCAGCUUAGGAUUCAUACCAUAAAAUGCUCACACACAUGUGCAUGUUUUUUUUCUACACCCUAUGCACAGGCUUUCCCACAGACUCUGCCUCCGUUACCUCUCCCGCCAAUCUUUCCUCCCUAUGCCCCUGUCAGUGAGCCGACCAUACCAAGCAUCAUGCAGAGCAGUGGAGCAAUGCUAAGCCAGACCCCAAAGCCUGGCAGCCUAGCUACAGCUAAUGAACCGAAGAUGCAAGUUGCAAGUACAGGUGGGUACCAAUUCCCUUUACUUCUGAUAUUAAAAAUACCAAAAUAAAAUAGACGAUUAUCUAUAAAGCACCCUAUUAAGAUGCAGAUCUGCACCUUCUGCCAGCAGCAGUUAGAGGAAGGGAUUAUUCAGCUUCCCAUUAAUCUUAAAGAUAAUGCUGUGUACAUUCCAUAGGAUCCUGUGUGGGAGGUGUUUAGUGGAUAUGUAUUCUAGUUCUAGUAGUUUCAGAAAUGUAAAAAUUAUAUUGUUUGCAACACAGGCCACCUAUUUCGGUACUAGGUUUAUCAUAGAAAGCUUUGUGGAAUCCUUUACAUAUUACUUAGGAUUUUACAUUUCAGGAAAUGCUAGCAGAAUGCUUGGUUGUAUAGGGAUAGGUAUUAGCAGUAGAAAGAGGGAAGUGCUCAUGCCAUUGUACAAAACACCGGUGAGACCUCACUUGGAGUAUUGUAUCUCCAGUACUGAAAAUCGUAUCUCCAGAAGGAUAUUGAUACUCUAGAGAGAGUUCAGAAAAGGGCUACUAAACUGGUUCAUGGAUUGCAGGAUAAAACUUACCAGGGAAGGUUAAAGGAUCUUAACAUGUAUAGCUUAGAGGAAAGACGAGACAGGGGGGAUAUGAUAGAAACAUUUAAAUACAUAAAGGGAAUCAACACAGUAAAGGAAGAGACUAUAUUUAAAAGAAGAAAAACUACCACAACAAGAGGACAUAGUCUUAAAUUAGAGGGACAAAGGUUUAAAAAUAAUAUCAGGAAGUAUUACUUUACUGAGAGGGUAGUGGGUGCAUGGAAUAGCCUUCCAGCUGAAGUGGUAGAAGUUAACACAGUGAGGGAGUUUAAGCAUGUGUGGGAUAGGCAUAAGGCUAUCCUAACUAUAAGAUAAGGUCAGGGACUAAUGAAAGUUUUUAGAAAAUUGGGCAGACUAGAUGGGCUGAAUGGUACUUAUCUGCUGUCACAUUCUAUGUUUCUAUGGAAUAGAGUGUUUUGCAACAUUUUGAUGAAUUUUUCCCUUUGUAUGUGAGGAAUUCUGUGAUCAAUUAUUGCAGUUUUUUUAAAAUCAUGUUUGUGAUUUAAUCCGUUAUCCUCACAAAAACACUAGUAUAGAGAGUCCUUUUGUCAGAGUUUUUGCUUAAAGCGCUCUGUCACAUUUUCCCAUCAUUUAACUGUAACAACCUUAAUUGGAUGUUAAAGAUUUUAGAUGUAGAAUAGCCACUUUUAGCUAGAACUUUGUUAUAGUUUUACUUUUCCUGCUUUUUUGUUUUCCAUAGGUGAAGGGAAGGCAAAAUCAAAAUCAUCUUUAAAAGGAGAGAAGGUUAAGAAUGACGAGGUAUGAAGGAAUAUGUUUAAACUUACUUUAAAAUAAUCCUCUUGUAGAUGUCGGGCCAUGUAGUUGUGAUAACAUUUAAUAUAAUCUCACACAUGGCUAUGUUCUUUUCUUGUUAUGUUAUUACGUAAUACCUUAUUACGUAAUUGUAUAUUGCACUGUUUUACUUGUUUCUGCUAAGCUAUGGAUUGAAAGUUUUCAUAGAAUGAAUGUUUUCGAUGUCUAUAGCAGGAUCUUUUAGAAAAGUGUCUCUUGUCUGUCUUUCUUCUGAUAUAUUGUACAUUGUCUUUUUUUCUAGUAUAUGAAAAAGCUUCAUAUGCAGGAACGUGCAGUUGAGGAGGUGAAAUUGGCUAUCAAACCAUUCUACCAGAAGCGAGAGAUCACAAAGGACGAAUACAAAGAAAUCCUUCGCAAAGCUGUGCAAAAGGUAGUAGCUGAUCAUUGUGAACAAAGAUCUCAUAAAUCCUCUAAUACACUCAAAUUGCAGGCCCAGAUGCUUUUUUUGGUAGAGGCAAUAAUAAAGACAAACUAAAAUAUAGCCAAACUCUUUACUUGCUCAAAAUAUUCUCUGUGUGUUCUUAAAGAAAUCACUUGUUUUCUGAGCCAAAAACUAGAACAUAAAUUAUUAUUGAUCAGACCAUUUGCUCUCCUUUUAAAGAUGGAUUCAGGUGUAAAACUAAAACGGAUUCAUAUGUAAAAAUGACAGAAUACACAAAUAAGUGUGUGACAAUUUAAAGAGCCAAGAACAGUUCUCAAUCACUGAUUGUAAAAGCUGAUACUUAUCACCAGUGGUGGAUCUUCAGCGAGGCAUAAAAGGCAAUCGCCUGGGGCGGCACAUUCCAAGGGGGCAGCAAAAAAAAUGGUGGUGACAAGCGGUCAUCCUCAGGCUGGUAUUUGUAUUCCCAAGCAGAGCUCGAAAAGGGAAAGGUAGUGAGACUGGGUGCAUUUGCAGCAGGAUAAGCGGUCUCUCUCCUAGAAAGCAGCAGCAGUCAGUCAGCAUGGUAAGCACUUCAGUAACUGCUGCACACCCCUCCAGAUCAUCAGCUAGUGUAGCCUUCCAGUUCCAGCUUGACAGCUGACAUGCCCCCUGACAGACCAUGCGGUUGCUGUCUAUGGCAGCCUCUCCUCCUGGGUCAUGCUAAGUGAUCUGUUGGAAGAAGUAUGGGAAGGCAGGAUCAUAAUAGGUGAGCAGGAUUAAAUUGGUGACCGGUGCAAGGAGCUAUGCUGCAUGUACAUGUAACAUAUUGUCCCAGUGCUGCCCUGACUUUAGGCACCCUGGAACUGCACAUAAUGUCAGUUUGGAUGGAUAUAUAUUUGUUAGUCCUCCCUCCUUUUCCAUUCUAUUAUUCUGUUUAAUUUAUUUGCUCUUUUUAAAAUUUAUUUCCCCAUUAUUUUUUUAUUUAGUUGGUUUGAUUGGUCUUUCACUGUAUGUCUUGACUUUUUUUUUGUUGUUGUUCCAAUUCUUUAAUUUGUUUAAUUACAAGGGAGUUAAUUACCGAACACAAUUGAAAAUAUUUUUUUCUUUAACUCUCCGAGUUACAAAACUGCUCUUCUUAAUCAUUAGUAAUAAUGUUUUCCCUUAUCUUUUUAAUGCUAUUUGUUAAAAUAAGUUGAAUGGAGUAAAUGUAUCCUAGUUUAUACUGUAAUAGAGAAACCAGGUUCAACAAAAAGUUGGGAGCCUUUUAUUUAUAGAAAAAGCUCAUAUUUAUAUAUGCACAGACUAUAAUGCUGUUUUCUAUAAAUAAAAUGCUCCCAUCUAUAUAUACAUAGACUAUACUGAGUAAAUAAUGUCACACUCCUACUUAUACACACACAAAAAUGUAUCUCUCAAUAAAUAAAAUACUCCUAUAUAUAUGUAUACAUGCACACUCCAACCUAUAAACGCACAGACUAUAUGUCUGUUAUCUAUACGUAAAAGGCUCCCAUCUAUAUAUACAUGGUAUAUAUGGCUUUUAUGGUCUAUGGCUGAAUUAAGCUUGCACUUUAAUGUAUUUCAGUCAUAGUGCAAUCUUUAUUGGUUAUCUUACUUUCAUUAGAGUGCAAGCUUUAUUAGCUCUGUAAUGUAAUGUAAUGAAUUACAUUAGAAUGUGAGCUUUAUUGUCCAAAAUAGGUGCUGUCUCUCCUAAAGAGGGAUGCUUGAGAAUUCUGGAAAUUGAUGUGUUCUGAAAGCUAGACCUAACACUUCUACUUUUCCAUGUCCAGCCUGAAUAACUUGUUAGUCGCUUAAUACACCUUUGAUUGUAAAAUUCUCGAAAUGUGUAGGAGUCAAGUGUUUUCCUUACUUCUAACUGUUGGUCUGUGCUAACCAUAUCCUAUCCUGAAAUUAUAAAUACACUAAAUAAUUGCAUUAUUGCACUAAGGAUUCUGUAUGGUCUGGUACUGGAGGAUAUCCAGGGGGUGACAACAUGAGUUACUGCACAGAGUGACACCACUGACCCCCAUUUGUUUUACCUUGUUGUAUGAGUAUUCAUGUGGUUUUAUUCUAUUUAUCUAGAAGUUCUGGGAAUGUGACUGAAAUUUGAUAAGGGAAAUAUUUAGUAUAUAUAUAUUUUUGUUCUUGUUUUGCCUUGUUUGCAUUCUGCAUAAUGUAGAUAUGUGAGGUGUUUGACUUCAUUAAUCAGCUUAACCUUUAUUUUUUUCCCCUACGACAGAUCUGCCACAGCAAAAGUGGAGAAAUUAAUCCAGUGAAAGUAGUCAACUUGGUAAAAGCGUAUGUGGACAGAUACAAACACCUGCGCAAACACAAGAAGUUGGAAUCUGAAGAUGAUCUGUUCACAGGGCGCGAGUCGCCAGUAUGAAGAGUCUUUGUUUGUGGAGGUAGAUGAACUUGGAACUGUGCAGGCUCAGAGAUCCAACCACAGGGUUAUUCUGCAUGGGAAACAACCCACUGCAGUCGUGUCUGAGGACUAAUAAUGUGUACAAGAAGAUGAUGUUCUUCUUUCAAGACACACAAUAUUUUCAUUUUCACCAAUUCUCUCAUGUUGUUUUUUUGGUUUUUUUGAACCCUUCUGAUACAUAUUGCACGCCCAAACACAAAAGAAAGAUUAAUUUUACCUCUUCACAAAGUUUUUGCACACUUGCAAAGGCGUUACAUAUGUGAAAGGUAGGCAGGAAAAAAUGAUUUCACAUCCAAACUGAGAUAAAGGCAGGGACUUUGUGCUAUCCCCCUCCGAGGUCUCAGUCUUACCAAUGCCACCGAAGAAAGAUGACUAAAUAAAUUUGUAUAGAAGGCAUCUGUUGCUGUGUGUCUCAUUGUUGCCAACGGAUGUGAAUAGGAAUGGAACAUCAUAAUUGCAGCAAUGAAAGAACGUUUUCUGGAGGAAAGAUUCCGUCAUUCAACACUGAAAUAUGUUUGAAGAAUGACAAAUUCCAUCUGAUGUUGUAAAGCAAUUUUCAACAGUUUUUUUUUUUUGUUUUUUUUAAUUAUGUUUUAAUUUAUGAAAUUAAUUUCUACGCCAGGUUAUUAGUUUAAGAGUCAGUCCCAUGUUAGGACUAAAGAGAUGGGGUCAAUCGGCUUGAGAAAUAAAGUCAUAUAUUAACUGAUGUUUUAAUGUUUAAGCAAGACUUCACAAUUACAAACUUUACGAAUACGUAACUUUGCAGGUUUUACGGCAUAUACAAAGGGUGAGAUCUAUCACGAUUAACCCCUUAGUGACCAGACCGUUUUUCAGUUUUCUUACCGUUAAGGACCAGGGCUGUUUUUACAUUUCUGCGGUGUUUGUGUUUAGCUGUAAUUUUUCUCUUACUCAUUUACUGUACCCACACAUAUUAUAUACAGUUUGUCUUGCCAUUAAAUGGUCUUUCUAAAAAUA
Messenger RNA from Pelobates cultripes (western spadefoot toad), 79711 nucleotides. The record is from the annotation of a GenBank genome assembly. NCBI's taxonomy places the organism in Eukaryota, Metazoa, Chordata, Amphibia, Anura, Pelobatidae.